GUGCGGGAGCAAAGGGCGGAGUCGUCAUUAGCGUUUCCGGUGUGGGAGCUCCGUGUUGUGAGGAGAUACCGGGAGCUCAGACUGGGAAAGGGGGCGGCCGACAACCCGGAAACAGCCGCCAUUACUCGGUAUACCGGAGCCGGGCGGGGGGGAUCCUCGCUGUGUGCUCAGCUCUCUGCCAGCCGGCGGUCACCGUCCCAGCGCUGGGUAAUAGGAGCUCAGCAGGUGGAGGGGACCCCAAUACUGAGACCUGCUGGGAGUGAGAGGAACCUCAGGGAGACCCCCAGCAAGACUAGACCACCACCACCACCUCAGGAGACCAAACAAAGGCGUCCCACCCCUGGGCUAGGAGACCCCCAGCAAGACUAGCCCACCACCACCAGAGAACCAGGAGACCCAGGACACCAGACAAAGGCAUCCCACCCCUGGGCUAGGAGACCCCCAGCAAGACUAGACCACCAUCACCUCCAGAGAACCAGGAGACCCAGGACACCAGACAAAGGCAUCCCACACCUGGCCUAGGAGACCCCCAGCAAGACUAGACAUCCACCACCACCUCCAGAGAACCAGGACAGCAGACAAAGGCAUCCCACCCUCUGGGCUAGGAGACCCCUUGAGUAGGGGGACCAGAACAGGUACCAAGGUGAGGGCAGAGUCUCAAUAUCCAUCUCAACCAGAGACCCCCUGCAUUCACAGUGCUGCUCUAUCUAUCAGGGGUCUCUGUUAGGGAUCCAAGGGAUGUACAUGGCAUUUUUUCAAUGUUUAAAUUAGUUCGGUGACUUAUCUAUAAAUGGGAUACAGGAUAUUCUAAAAUGAUAACAUAUUGCAAAAAUGAUUCUAAAAACAUCUUCAUUGGAAUGUUCACAUUGUCAUAGGGUGGUGCACUAGGGAAGGCAGGGCUGCUUCAGGUGAUAACCUAUUGUGGGCAGUUGCCUAUGGCCUGAUUUAGUAUCAGCCUUUUCCAACCAAUAGGGGCAUCAUUUUUGAUCCAAAUUCAAGAACCAUGUCUCUAACUUAAAAACGAUGAGGUUUUACAUGUCGUGGGAACCAUAUCUAAUAAGGGAAUGUAUAAUCAAUAUUAAAAAAAGAGAAUUAAUGUAUUUUACAUAUUUAAUAAUGCCGAUAUUUGUUUAGUCCUAAUCAAUCGCACUGAAAUAUUGUCAUUAAGCUGUAGUUGAUGAACUGAGUUUCUGGCUCAGCUUUGUGGAUUGAUUCUACCACUCAGUCUGAAAUCAAUACAGCUAUUUAAUAAUUAAUAAACCUGUACAAGAAUAUGGUAUAUUUUUAUUUUUUGUUUAUUAUUUUUUUAUCGCAUGUGGGCGGGUGACACAUUCCAGUAUUCAUUUCUUUAGGUCAGGCGUAGGGAACCUUUGGUCCUCUAGAUGUUUUGGACUAAUUCUCCCAUAAUGCUCUUACAGCGCAAAUGCUGGCAAAGCAUCAAGGGAUAUGUAGUCCACAACAUCUGGAGGGCUGAAGGUUCCCCACCCCUACUUUAGAUAGACUGCCUGCAUUGUAAUUUAACACGGAGGACAUCUAAAUGUGUGCUUGUUUAUACAAGACAAGUAAAUAAUGUAAUCACUGACAAGGAUGUUGUGUACUAACCUAAAUAUACAGUUAAUGCUAGUCAUCAGAUUAUACCUUUAUAGAUUUUAGAGAUUAUUGUGUUUGAAUAGUGAAAUCCCUGGAAUGUAUGAUACCUCCUGAGUUCCAUUCCAAAAUGCUGCCAUAGUGAAACUAAAAUUGAUGAUCAUUAUGUAUGCUAGACAUUUGAAGUAUUUGUCAUCAUGAAAUGUAUUUUAAUGGCAGCAUGAAAGUAGUUUGCGAUUCAUUUAAAUAAUCUGCUAAUGGGAAAAAUUCCUCGUUCCUUAUAUGGAGACAAAGACCACUUUUUAAAUAAAAAUUGUGUAUUUUUAAGCAAAAUCCUCACUUGGGAAAACCAUUUAAAAAAAAAAAAAAAAAAAUGUUAUAGUUACAGCUUGGCUAAAUAUUGAUAUUGCAUGGUAAAGAAUUCCAAUUAAACAUAGCUUUUAUUUUGUUUCUCAAUAUCUCACUGUUUAUGGCUGUGAUAGUUAACUUGUAAAUCUGGUUUUAUAUAGAUACUUUGCAGCCUAUAAGUUUCCAAGACACAUUUGCUUUAAUGCAGUUGCAUUGUCAUCUGCUUAAAGUAACCAAUUACCUUUUUCCUUAAUUUAGCAUUUCAUCAGCUUUAUCAAAGCACCCUCUGUAGUGGUAAUGGUGCUGAGUCCCCUGGACUGUCUGGUUGUAAACAGCUUAAGACUGGCUGUUUUGGGUGCUCCUCUCUGCUUCCGGUGUGUGCUAGCCUUGUGUAAUGGAAUUCAUACUUUUGCGUUAUCACACUAAGGCCUCAGAUUAUAUUGUUGGAUUGAUUUAUUGAUAUAUUUUGUGAUUUUAAUGUAAAAAAAAAUUGUAAAAGUUAGUGCAAAAAUAUUAGUUUGAUUCAGUGUGAUUUCAUGUUUUUGUUGGCCUGUGUCUGGCACCAUAACUACUACAGUGGUCUUAUCUUAUUAUUAUUAUUAUCAUCAUCAUCAUCAUCAUCAUCAUCAUCAUCGUCACUUAUAUAGCGCCAACAGAUUCCAUAGGACAAUGACAAAACUUACAGGAACGAUAGGUUGAAGAGGACGACCCUGCUCAAACGAGCUUACAGUCUAUAGGAUCCCUUGUUAUGCUUAAAGCAACCCUGUCGCCACCUGGGGUCCUUGUAUAAUUUGCAAAGAUCACUGAUAUUGAUACCGCCGCUCAGGGUCAAUGGCAAGGGUUGUUGGGUAAGAAGAGUUAAACUUACUUGAACCUGUUACUUGUUUCUGCUGCCAUGAUCUUCUGUCCGAUCCUCUUCAACUCCAGACGCUUCAGCUCCUUUUACAUUUAUGGAGGAUCCUGCGGGGUCCUCCACAAAAAGAGCCUGUCCCCCCUCAGCCGUCACUCAUGCUCAAUACACUUUAAUUCACAUAAUAAAACUUCUUUAUUUUGUAGUUAAUACUAGUCUGUAGUGUUUAAUUGACAAGAGGAAAAAAACAUUUUAUGCAAGUAAACGCAAUUAAUACUCAGCUCCACAUUUUCUUUUCUUAAUUGAAUAAAGUUAAGAUAUUUAUGGGACCCAUACAGCCCGUACUGGUAUUUUCUUUUUCCAUUGUGUGCUCUUUAUACUGGGAGAUCGGGAUGGUAGAACUCUGAUAUAGAAGAGAGGGUUUUUGUGCAGGAAACCUGUAUUUGAUAUUUUACAAAUAUAUAUAUAUAUAUAUAUAUAUAUAUAUAUAUAUAUGUGUGUGUGUGUGUGUGUUGCAACGAUUAUUUGAAUUGAACAUAUAUGCCAGUUACUAUUUUUGUAUAAUUUACCUAAUCCACCACUUAAACACUUAAUAUGCCUGUGUAAAGUUUUCCCCAACACUUUUUCACUGCGUCCAUAUUCUUGGCCACUAUGUGUUCAGUUUUUCAUCAUUGAGACUUCUGUAGAAUAAUUUUUUACAUUUUCUUUCUUUCUUUUUUUGGGAUUAAUUUCACAAUCUCUAAAAUAGGUGUGUGCCUGCACGGAUACCUUUUUAUAUUUCACUGAAGCCCCAAGUCUAGUUUUGGUGGUUAACUCAAAAACUUAUCAGGUAAAGUUAGUUUAAAAAAAAAAAAUAUAUAUAUAUAUAUAUAUAUAUAUAUAUAUAUAUAUAUAUAUAUAUAUAUAUAUAUAUAUAUAUAUAUAUAUAUUUUUUUUUUAUAUGUAGUUUUAGUAUAUAGGACACAUUCUGAAAAAUAUAUCCAGAGAGUCAUGAUUUUGGAAAUCCUAGAUUUUCAUCUUAUGAACUCCAUUUUAGGGGUUUAUGUGGUGAAUGAAGUGUCUCCUGGUUCAGGUGUAGGUAAAAUGGAUGAAGGUCUUGAUACUAAAGUAUAUGUAAAACCUUCACCUGACACACCUGGUUUGUUCACUUUACAUGUGAUGUUGAGGUGGUGAUAAAUGCAUUUUCUUAUAGAAAGCUUUAUUAAAGAGCAGCACACACAGGUGUGUGGGUAAUGCCUAAAACCUGUCUAUUUGUAACAAAAAAAUUGAAUCGUAAUUCAAUAUGUACAAUAUGCACUGGUUUCAAUGUAUCUUCAAGAUACAUCAAUGAUCAAGGAAUUUGGAAAUGGAAUUAUGAAAUUCUAUUCCGAUUGCAAUGUUUACAAUCCUGUAUAGGGAGUGCACCUUAAUAUCUUGUUAAGAAACCAUUGUGCCAGUGGGAGGUGUAUUGCUGAGAGGGGCAGUUGGAGACAAUGUGAAUGAGCAUGGAGGACAGGGAUGAGCUAUAGAGAACUUUAGAGUGUGGGAAUGGGCAAAGAAAGUUGAAAUAAGUCAGUAUUCAGAGUGCUAGCAGCAGGAACAUAUUCCCCUCUCCCCCCAAAACCACAUCAGGGUAUAGUUCUUCUGGUGAUUAUAGUGUGGCUUUAAUACAGCUUUUCCAAUGAAACGAGUCCCUGUGCUCUUAUCUCUUCAAUUGUAAUUAUUUCAGUUUCUAAGAAACUGAAAUAAUUACCUUGCAGGGUUAAGACUGCCUCAGACUACUGUCUGAUCGCCACUAGAGGCACUUUCUGGUGGUUAUGCCACUUUUAGUCAACUUACUGACAUUUUACGUCCUUGCACUGUGUAUGAGGACUUCCAGCGUCAAGCAAAACCCCAAAGGAAACCAUUGCUGUACUGAUACCACCUUCUAAAGUGGGAUUGGGUAUUUGUGUAGGGAUUGGCAAAGGUAGGUCAUCAGAUGGUGGUCUUCAUCUCCUGUUAUUCCUUGCCAGCCUUAACUCUCAACAUUUCCACCACUAACCAUUGGCGAGUGAAAAUAUUAGCCCUGGUGAGUAGAAAUUCACCAUUAAUGAGUAUGCUACAGAGGGCCACUGGCAAGUAACUUUUAAGGCUUGGCUAGUAGAGUAGAACUUGAAAAUGUAAGUCUUUUUUCUGUGUGUAGCUGUGAAUAUAUAUUUUUUGUUUCCAUUGGUUAUAAAUGUGUUUUUUUUUUUUUUUUGUUUUUUUUUUAUAAAUUCUUUAUUUUUGUUGUGCGGGUGGUUACAAGAUACCAACAAACGCCACAACGGCGUAUUGCAAGAUUUAUACAUGUUAGACAGUGGCAUGAAGAGUCGCACAUAUUUUGUGUUUUUUUAUCCAAUAUAACUAAACGAUUGUAGUGCCCUAGUUAAGGUAAAUGAAACAAGUAGAAACUAUGUAUGUGUGACAGUACUAGAUGAGCUGUAUUAGUGUGGUUAGAUCUAUGUGUUGAGUUACACGCUAGUUGAAUCGUUAUCGUAGUCACUUAUGUAGAUGCUAUUGGUUAGCACAAUUAGUUUAUCCCAUCCACACUUGUAUAGGUGUAAAUAUUGGUUGUGCGGCUACCUGUUGUCUGGACCAGGAUAAGUAUGGAUAUGGAUACUCUACACGUGCAUAGGACAUCAGCUUAUCACAGUUGUAGAAAACAUUUUCUUGUAACAAUUGCAUAAAACCUUUGCAUAUACUAUUUGCAUAUGACAUGUGCGAGAUAGUUAGUAAGAAAACGUAGUAGAGUAUUCAGCUUAGGAGCGGGGUCGUGAGUGUGAUGACAGCCUGAUCUGCUAAGAGGGUGUGUGCACUGUGGUGUAUAUUGUGUGCUCCUAGAUUACCCCUCGGCAUGGGGGGGGGGUUGUCGUUCAGAUAAUAGGCAGUCGGGAUCUACUCUGGGCCUCUGCCUGUCCAUCAGUGGUUGUGGUCUGAUGUGGGGGGGAAGUUUUUAAGAGUCCCUCAUAGUAAUGGCGAUGCAUAGGGGAAUGUCCCAAAAGUCUUUUGGUGGUCUUCUGGUCUGGUUCAGGUCGUGACCGCUGUGUAUUGUUCCACUUGAGGUCUCCUUGGCACGAACUCCGGUGCUCUGGUUGCAUCCCGCCCAAGGGGAUAUGUGGUUCUCGCUGGUGGUUCCGCUGGUUGAAUGGAAUUCAGGGGGAGGCCCAGAGUGCCUAAGACCUCCGUGGCUUCAUGUAUGUUGCUUACAGCGUGUGGCACGUCUCCCCUCAUGAUGUGUAGGACGUGAGCUGGGCCCCAGCGGUACCUGAUUUGGUUGGCUCGUAGCACUGCAGUAAACUGUUGUAGAGAUCUCCGCCAUGCUAAUGUUCCACUUGAGAGGUCUGGGAAAAAUGACAGGGUCAUGUUUUCAAAGGGGUAUGCCGAUUGCUCCCUGGUGGCCGCUAGGACUGCAGUUUUGUCCCUCAGGUUUUGAAAUUGGAGCACUAUGUCCCUAGAUGUGCUGGGUGGUGCCCUGGUCUGUCUCGGCAGGCGGAAUAUGCCAUCUAGCGUAAUCGCCCUGGCUGUUUUCGGGGGCAAGAGUGCGGUGAGGAGCCGCCUGGCAAAGUGUGGGAGCUCUGCGUCAGGGACUGAGUCAGCCACCCCCCUAACCUUUAGGUUUUUGUAGCGUCUUUUAUCUUCCUGUAAGGAGAAUCGCUGGUCCUGUAGUUGGUUCUGUUUUUGCAGUGCGCUUAUUGCAACUUGGAGCUCAGUUAUUUGAGUGGUAUGUGUUGUGGAGGUUCCCUCCACUGCCUGGAGACGGCCUGUCAAAUUUUUCAAAUCAUUUAUCAUAGCCACAUCGGCCGCGAUUUUCCUAUGGUGCUCAGCCAUGAGGUCUCCUAUGGCUUCCAUAGUUACCGGCUUGGGGUCGUUCACGGGUGGCUGGUUCCGUGUCUGCACCGGUUGUUUUAAGGCUGGUGCUGGGUCUCCCUCCGUGUCGUCCGAGGACCCCUCGUAAAAAUCCGAGCAGCCGCCGUGCAGGGACGCCAUUUUGGAGCACGCGGCUUCAUGAGCCUGCCGCCAGAGGUUCCCGAUAUCCAUGCCGGGUCGGGGCUUGUCCGGCUUUUGUUUUUUCAUUUUUCUCCCCAUGUGGUCCGGGGGGGUUCUGGGCUCACUUUGCGGUGGAUUCCGCCGAUGCCCAGGUGUGGAAAGGGUGAGUUUUGCUCUGGCUUAGUCCGGAGCUUCUCCGCCAUGCGUCCGUCUGCUUCCCUGGCUUAGCUCCGCCCCCCCUCUUUUUUUUUUUUUUUUAAAUGUAUUUUUAAACAAAAUAUUUAAAAUUCAAAUAAUAAAGCUAAUGGAAAUCUUUUAAUUCCAGAGUUACGAAUAACAUAUUCUAAGGGAUAAUCUGAGUUGUGGUCGUGUAUGUAACUGUAUAAAUUUAUUUUUUCAGAAAGAAUAACCGUGCAGUUGAAUUUUCAUCAGAUAAAUCCUAUUUUAUGUAAUUCUAUAUUAUGAUCUAGGUUAAAUGUCUGAGAUUGCUAAAGGCAGAUGUUCAAUUCUAGUGGAUCACAUUAGAAUUAGUAGUUAUUUUGGUUUGGUCGUCAAUGGCUUUUGUUCUGAUUAAUUCAAUGAACGCGUCACAGCUUACAACUGAACAGAUGAGUGAUUUGGGAACUGUGAUCGUAUGCUAAACUUGCAUCCAUCAACUACACAGAUACAUGGCCUCUAGAAGCUGUAGUCAAUGUCACAAAAAUUGCUCCCACAUGUUCUUAUUUUGGGAAAACAGAACCUAAAAUUUUGUUGGUAUUUAACCUUUUAAUAAUUUUGUUUACACAAGUAAUUACAUUUGCUGAAAGUCUAGGCUUAUGCCAACAUAGACCGUUUUUCACAGGCAAUCAUAAAAAAAAAGAAUUAUGUAAAACGCAGCCAAUAGGAAUACAUUAUAUUGUUGUGAAAAGCCCUUUCUUCACAGUGGAUCUACCUGCCCAGCUCCAUUAUUAUUUCAUUAUUUAUAGAGCCAACAAAUUCCGUAGCGCUGUACAAUGGGCAUUCCAGCCAUUGACAGUACAGUAGUCAGUUCGUAAUGAAGUGGGUAGGGAGGUCUAGAAAGGGCCAUUUCCUGACCCAUGAUUGUACCGACAGAACGCAAGAUGGAACAGAACAUGCUGCAAUAUGUAGAUUGUAUCAUCACAUUAUGCUAUGAAGGAAAUGUGUCGUAUAGAAAAUACAAUCAAGCCACUUCUCAGUGUCUCUAAAAUUCAUUCCAAAAUGGGUUCUAGAAAUGUUUAAAGUUGACCUCAUCAACUUAGAGACAAAAAUGUUCUUCUUUGUUUAUUGUCCAUGACCCAAACAUUACAGCUUUGCAGUACAUUUACAUGCGCAUAGGUAAAUCUAUAAAAACUUACCAGUGCAACAACCGUUUUUAUUUAAGGAGAUUAUAAAUUUUUAAAUAUUUUUUAUGCACCCUGUGUGCACCCUGUGUGGAAUCACCGUGUUAUGGUCCGUUUUCUUUUUUUUUUUUUUUUUAACACUUGAUCUUUUUUAAAAGCAUAUACCCAAUAGGACAUAGUAUUCAUAAGCAUCCAGAUAAAGGUGAUUUGGCUACUUUAUUGAAAGUAUCUUAAAGGGACACUAUAGUCAUCAGAACAACUACAGCUUAUUGUAUUUGUUCUGGUGAGUAGAAUCAUUACCAGGCUUUUUGCAGUAAACACUGUCUUUUCAGAAAAAAUGCAGUGUUUAAAUUACAGCCUAGUGAUAACUUCACCGGCCACUCCUUAGAUGGCUGCUAAAGGGUGCUUCCUGGGGCAGUGCUGCACAGUGUGACUGACAUUCAAUGUCUCAUCCUUCUGCAUGCAGACACUGAACUUUCCUCAUCGAUAUGCAUUGAUUCAAUGGAUUUCUGUGAGAAGAUGCUGAUUGGCCAGGGCUGUGUUUGGCUUCUGCUGGCUCUGACCCUGAUCUGGAAUAAAAGUAAAAUUUUACUAUAUUUGGCGGGAGUGGGGUGCAAUGGUGCUUUUUUUUUUUUUUUUUAACGCUAUAGGGUCAGGAAUACAUAUUUGUAAUCCUGACCCUAUAGUAUUCCGUUAAAAAAAAAAAAAAAAAUUUUGAAGCAUUUAACGUUGAAAAAGGCAACUCUGUGGCCCUGAGAACUUUUUCUUGGGAACGCUCAAAGGGCAUCACUAAAAAUAGUUACCAUACAAAGCAGGUCCUCUGGCUUUACUACAUUGUAGUUUUAAAAAAAAUAAAUGUUUUUUUUAAUAUUUUUAUUGAGAAUCUGUGCAAAUACAAUAAAUUGUCAAUAAGUUUUCAAAUUAACAAAACAAUGAAUAGGUAGAUAACAGUGUGACAGGCAGCAUAAAAUUUACAUCCGUUUACAUCGUUACAGUAGGGUAUUGAUCUCAGUGCUUUUCCGCUCCAUAUAGAGAAGGAGCUAGCUCCACUAGUGGAUCGUGCGGAUCUUUGGUACACUUUACUGAUUAGGUAUCAUAGUUAAUAUUGGACAAGGUACAUGUUAUAACCUUGUCUUUGGUAGUAAUUUUCCAGGUGCCUGGGUAGAGGGGGUGGGGGUGUUUGAGGAUGGGGAGUUAGCAUUCUAAAGCUGAACCUGAUUGGGUCAGUAUUGUGUUAGCUAUAAUGUGCGGUUUUUGAGGUAUUCACACCAAGGUUGCCAUGUAGAUAUGUAAUUGUGGUAUUUAUCAGUGAUGGAAUGGUAGGUUUCCUCUAGGCCCCUAGUCGUUUCGACUUUUUGUUUCCAUUCGCAAAUGGAGGGUGAGUUUGGGUGUUUCCACAAUGCAGGUAUGAGUUGGUUCGCUGUGGAUAUUAAGUGAGUUAGUAGGUCUGAUGUCAGUUUAGGUGUGUCUCGAGGGGGAAUCAGAAAGAUAGAGUUCUGGAGUGAAUGGAAUGUGUUUGCUCAGAGCUGACUGUAUCAAUCCAUGUCUGAGUUUCCAGUAACCAUUGAUUACCGGGCAGGUCCACCAAAUGUGUGCUGUGUUGCCUUUGGGUGCCUGGCAUGAGUGUGUUGGAAAGAGGGACUUUAGUUUUCUCUAAAUGUAAUGCCAUCUGACUAUCCUUUUGUAGUUACUCUCUUGGGUUAUGGUGUUUCGAGAGGAUCUAUGAAUUUGCUUAAAUAUAAUACGCCAGGUUUCUGGUGGGAAGGAAGUGUUAAGUUCUUUUUCCCAAGAUGAGGUGAACGCUGGUGGGUGGUGAGGUUGAGUCUUUGCAAUUGUUGUGUACAUCACGGAGAUGAGUUUUUUUCUUUAGAGUGUGUUCUUUGCAUAGUUGUUCAAAUUGCGUAUGAGUUCGGAAUGGUUUGUGGGAUAAUGGCCCUUUGUGUAUGAAGUGGGUGAGUUGCCUAUAUUGGAAUAUUUGUAUCACAUUGUGCCCAUCCAUGAUGGCAUGUAGGGGUUUUAUCUGUUUUCCCAUGUCGUCCAUGGUAUUAUCUAGUUGCAGGUAGUCUGAGUUGUGGUAGUGUUUGAAAGCCCUACCGUCCUCUCCAGGUUGAAAUAGAGGGUUGUGGGUGAGCGAGUAUAGCGGGGAGGGGUAUGAGGAUAUCAAAUGGUGUGGUCUUAAUUUGGCCCACAUGCGUAGAGUCGGUGAAAUGGUGGGGUGAGCGGUGUGCAGGAGGAGCCAGUUUUGUGCCAGGGUAUUGUGUAUAUGGGUACUCUGAAGAAUGUAUCUUCUAUUCUUAUCCAUUGUGUAACGGAGUGUGGGAGUGUCCAGUCGUAUAAUCUAGUUAGGGUAGGUUGGUGGUAUCUCUCUGUCUGAGAGGCCUAGGCCCCUUAUGCGAAGAUUAUUUCUUCUGCCCCUGUUAUCGAUAUCGUCUAGGGAGCGUUGCAUCAUGGAUAGGUGUCUCUCUUGGGCUUGGACUUUAGCUGAGAGGGAUUGCAUUAGGGUUUGAUGGGACCCCCUUUCAUCUUCUAGAUCUUGCACCCUGCAGCCUACCUGUUUUAACUCUGAGCUGCGGCCAUCCAUUUUGUGUUGAAAGGUGGUUUCUAGUUUUCCCAGCAUCUGUGCCAGGUCAGCUCUAGACGGCAGGUUUCACAAUAUUUCUUUAAUAUCUAUGUCCAUCGAGAUGUGUGAGGCUUCUGACGCUGUGGGACUCGGCGGGUCUGAAUCUGUGUUUACCGCCGCUGGCGCCAUUUUGUUUUCGCCGAGCUCCGUCACGUGGUCGGCAUAUUCUCUGAAUAAAUGGGUUACAGUGCCCGUUUUUGCUGCUGGAGUUUUCCCUGCGUGCUGGGCGGAAAGUUGGGCUUUUUUUAGGAUUCCCCAUGUCGGUAAAAUGCCUCCGAUUUUCUGCGGUUUUCUUCCGUGUUGCUCAGGAGCUAAGUCAGUGUGCUGCCAUUUGGCUCGUUUGUCGGCCAUGCCCCUCUCACUACAUUGUAAUUUUAUGAUCUGCAUCUCUCGUCAACACGAUGACUGUUCACCUUAUAUUAACCUACCUGUUAUCAGAUACCAAUUGAUUGUCUUGGCAUGUCACAGAGAUUCUAUGCUUACCAUUACCCUUAUUUACUUUGCGUAUAUAUCGCUGCAGUCUUAUGAUUGUGAGUAGGUAUUUAUUUUGGAAGCGUGGAGUCUGUAUAUCUACAGCCUGCUUUUACUGGCAAUUGAUUUCCACGUGACUUCUCUCUCGAGCAGUGGGGGAGUCAGAGUAUCCUGCUUUCUCUGGGAAGCCCUUCUACAUCAGGCAUGGAGUCUAUAAUGGCAGACUGUAAGGAGGAGCAAUUGGCCUAAUAUACCUCUUCACACACUACUGUUGAAAUAUCCACUAUGCCAAUAUGUCCAUACAAAUAGGUUUGGUUUAAUGCCCAAAACGUACACACAUCACCUGGACAACUGUAAUUAAUUCCAAUUUAUCCAUUCAUUUAAAUGACUUUUCCAAGUUUUAAAGAAAACCGUUCUAGUAUUUGGAUCAGUGUAGAUGACAUGCAUGUUCUUUCAUUCAUUCCCCAUCUGUCUCCACUUGUUUGUGCAUCUUUACAAUAAAUGUUGUCAUUUGUUUCACCCUGUUAAAGGGUUAAUCCAUCUGUUAUAUGUCCUGUCUCUUCCACCCCCCACCCCACCUUUAAAAAAAAUAAAAAAUUAUUUAUUUUAAAACAUGAAAAAUUGAUUUAAUCAGUAUAAAACGUAACUGACAUCCAGCACUGGGCCAUGUUUCACAGAUCUCCGGUGAUGGUGCAUGUUCCUCUGUUCUGUCCAAUUUAAUUACUACUCCUAGAGGAACACUUAUUGGUCUUUGGCCAGUGCUCCAAUGGGUGCAUGAAGGUGGACAAGGAGAGGGAAUCAAUGGAAUCUCAUGAUGGGAGAAUAGAGGAUGGAGAGGGCUGCCACUGUUGGAGGGAGGGAAUAUUUUAAACGCACAUUGACACGGGGGGAGCAUAUUUUUGCACAUCAAGGAUACUGUGUGUGCAUGAGUAGUGCACACACAGUCCAAAGGCUUCACAUUGCAGGUGCACGCAGCACUGCCUGCAAUUGAAGAAUCAGAUUACACUGAUGAUACAUGUAUUUUAUGAACAGAAUUGACAUUUGGCAGUGCCUAGGCUGUCAGUCACGUGUUCAGGGGUGCAACUUGUCCUGCCACAAAAGUGCAAACAUCUCUGGAUGUACAUUGUUUCACAUCCAGAUUCCUUCCUCCAUGACCUCUUCUAAAAGCAGGAAAGAAAAUAUCUUCUGAUAUGUUUGGAAACAGAAUACGAAUUAGAGAAUUUAUCCAGUUUAACGUUUUUAAAUUUGAACUUCACCUUGAAUUCUUACUUUAGUUAAUAAACCUGUGUUAAUUCUGACAAUUCAUGUUUAUCCUUUGGAAUAGCGUUUCCCUUGCCUUUUACUGUUAAUCAGACUUUGAGUUGUUUAUUAAUAUUAUCAUGAAGUCUUUGUGUAGAUGGAAGAUGUUGAAAAACCUGAUUUUGGUUUGUGUUGUAAAUUUAAAGAGUCACAACAGUGAUCACUUCGUCUCAAUUAGAGGGACACUGUAGGCACUCAGACCACUUCAGCUCAUUGAAGUGAUCUGGAUGCAAACUCACAUCGCCCUUAACCCUGAGCAUGUAAUUAUUGCAGUUUUUAUAAACUGCAAUAAUUACCUGCUAGGGUUAACUCCUCUAGUGGCUGUCUGUCUCGACGCUGGACAUUCUCAUGCUAUGCAUGAAGACUUCCAGCGUCACUGGAAUCCCCAUAGGAAAGCAAUGAAUAAUGCGAGCAUGCAUUAGUUCUCUGAGACAGGGGAGAUAGGAUAGAAACAUUUAAAUACAUAAAGGGAAUCAACACAGUAAAGGCUAUAUUUAAAAUAAGAAAAACUACCACAACAAGAGGACAUAGUCUUAAAUUAGAGGGGCAAAGGUUUAAAAAUAUCAGGAAGUAUUACUUAACUGAGAGGGUAGUGGAUGCAUGGAAUAGCCUUCCAGCUGAAGUGGUAGAGGUUAACACAAUGAAGGAGUUUAAGCAUGCGUGGGAUAGGCAUAAGGCUUUUUUCAUUCCCUGGUGGUCCAGCAGUCUCCCCAGUGGGAUCUGCAACGUUGACUGGUUGCAAACCCCUCUGAAUGCCCCCUUCAGGUCUUUGACUGGAAGGGAACAACUGUAGAAGGCUGUUCUCAGUCAGAGGUGAUUAGCAUAGGGCCGCACAGAAAGAUCUGUUUAUCAGUUGCAGGGGGGUGAGGGACUUAAUUGAGCUGGUGCUAUAACACUAGCACUGGCUCUGCCAUCCUGCCAGCCAUUGUAAAUGAAAUUUGUUUGCAAUACAGGAAGUAAUUUUUGCAAUGGUUAAAAUAGUUUAAACAAUAUUGCAAGAUAUGGCAAUCCUGUAUGCACAAUUGAUGUGAAGGUGUUAUGGCUUUGACAUUAUGCUGCUCACGUUCGUGUUAAAUACAGAAAAAUUCUUAUCACUGUUAAGGAAUGUGUUAAAUUUAUUUGGGUGCUCGACUUAUUUUAUUAUUCGUUACUUGGGUUCUUGGUGGCUGAACAUCAAGUGAAAGUAGCCCUGAACACCAUGUCUGGAGUGCUUCAGGUUAGCCACCCCUUUAAUGUUCUAAAAUAUAGAAAUCACUGCCCCUUUAAGUAGUCUGACUUUCUUUCCUCAGUACCACAUAGACCAGUUGUGACUAGUGACCUCAAGAGAUCUGUUUUUAUUCUCUGCAGGAGUCAUCAUAGCCUCUUAAAUUCCGUUCUAUGACCGUCUGCUCUCUGCAUUGUAAAUGUCGUUGUGCUUGGAAUUAGUCCUCUUUCGUGUUACAGCUAAAAUGUAAUGAUAAAGAUAUAUGAUUGUAGCCACAGCAGACGUUCUGACCACAGAUAAUUAUUGGCCUUGCAGAGGUCUGAAUGCCAGUAACGUUUAGUACACUAAGAGAGACUGUGUAAUGUCCCUAUGGCAGUGUCUGGACAUUAAAAAGUAUGCUCUGAUUGUUUUGUAAAUCCCCAUCCAACCAUCCAAAAAAAAAAAAACAUUUAAAUCUCCCUCUGUGCAAUGCACUCCCAUACCUGAGGAAAAAAUCUUGUAAUUUACUUGUUAGUAAAUAUUAAAUUAUAACAAAAAAUGAUCGGCGAGCUAAAUUUCCCCUAGUAUAGAGCUUACCGCCCUCCCGUUCGCCAUUAAAUUAAGUAAAUAGAGUUUGACUCCCCUUUUUACCAGUGACGAGAAGUCCAGUGAGCUACUUACUUACUCCGACUCCUGUGACAUCAUCCUGCAAUGUUGCAGUAUAAUGCUACUCAUUGAUGUCCUGAUGUGCAUUCGUGUUGAAUGCCGCACGCAUCCAAAUGUACCCAUAAGAAAGCGUUUUAUUCAAUGCUUUCCUAUGAGCUGCCACGCCACAUGACUGAGGUUUAAAAGGUCAGCACAGUGGAAGAACCUCUAGCCACUAGAGGUGUUGUCCCUUCUAAAUAAACAUUGCCCUGCUGCCAAAGGCAAUGUUUUGCCUUGACGGGUUAAGCAUACAGGACUACUUAACUGAGAUUAAGUGUUCUGGGUGACUUUACUGUCCUUUUAGUUUGGUGCCCCGACAAGGCUUGAAACCACUUGCUUAUAGCGAUGCGUUCCCUUAUAACUGUUUUCUUUUUUUAGUUAUAUUUUUGUCACUGCGUCUGGUGUUUAGCAGAAAAUGUAAAUGAUUUAAAACAUUGUGUAUAGCUAUUGUGACUUACAAAGGUACGCAUGUUGCUGUGUAAAUAAUUGUUUGAAGAGCAUAUGUUUGGCACGUGGGACCAUAUUUAUCAAGGCUAGAGCAGUUCUGGGCCAUUUGGAGAAAUUGCCAUAGCAACCAGAGGAAUCUUUCUGCACCAGAUUCUCUUUUCUAAAAAGGUCUCUUCCUGCGUUCAGAAUGUAUGUGCAGUGUACAGUCUCUGAACGGGUUACUCUGCUCCACUCUCUGAUAUAUUAUACUGUCAUGUAAUAUUAAUGCUGGGGGGUGGGUUCGGAGGGGGUACUUAAAAGGCUUGUAUUGAUUCUUCUGUAUACACAAGGCCAUUUUCUACCUCCUCUUCUGUACUCCCUUCCCACUGUUCUCAUUGACAGUGCUGGGGGUGAACACUUUGUUUCUGUCAGUGAGUUCAUGCUGUGCUUAGCUCUGUCUGAGAAUACUCCUAUUGUGAUUUCAUGUGGGUAGUAUAAUUUACCUGACACCCCCUCUGUGUAAACGCUUCAUGGCGUUCCUCCUUCGAGUGGUGAUGAACAAGUGAGGUAAUUCCAGUUAAAGCUGUAAUCACAGGUAGAAUUAACGCAGAUGACAUUGCUGGCUUUUCCCAUAAUGUACGGCUGGGUGCUGAUUGCUCUUGUUUACACAAUGUUUGUAAGCCCAGCAUUUACAUUCUAAUGCCCUUAUUCUGAUCUCCGCAUGUCUAUAGUUGGAAAAGACCCUUUCACCAGCUCUGUUCAAACCUAACAUGAGAUUAAAGCGCUAAGCGCACACAUAUCAUUCUGGACAGCAUGAUGUCUAAGGCCUCUUUUAAUGAAAGAAGGAACUUUGGACUUUUAUAAUAGACACUUCUUGAUGCCCUAAAAAUCCAAAGUAAAAUACAGUGCCACAAUAGUACAAUCAAAUGAGCUGUUAGCAUUCAUAAACUCUCCAUAAAUAAAUUUUAAAAUGUUUUAUUGUUAGUGUUUGGAUCAUGGGAUAUAUAGCUUGCAAACAUCACAAUGAUGGCACUAACUUGUCCUCUUCUCAAUGCUCUGGGUGGUAUUUUAGGACUGUAUGUUCUUCAUUAUUGCUGCAGUUAUAUGCCCGUCUGUUCGCCUAGACAUUAACCUGUACAGUGUGUGCAGGCUGGAUGACUCCUAAUUAAUAUGUACAUUCUAGUUGCAUUCUAAAAGAUUGCUUUUAUAGAUAUCGUAUGCAAGAAAACAUGAAUUACACUUUCUUAUACCACGGGUAUUACAGAUCACCAGAGCCAAACAGGUUAAUUCACCUCUGGUCCAAGAUUAAGGAAAGACCAAUGUUUUAAAGGGUCACUUACAGUACAACUACAGCAUUUAGUUUUUUCUUACUUUAUGGCUAGAGGUGGCCAUGAUAAUAUUGUAUAUUUUUUUUUUCUUCCAUCCAACAGUAAUUUUACCUCUUCAAGGUGUGAUUGCAGAUAUUGUGAUAACCCUGUUUGCACACAUUGUACCCAGCAGCUUUCUUAGUACCUUCUCAUAAACCCAGCUCCAAUUUGCUUCUGUGAAUGGCUGCACUUGCCAGAGGCCCAUUAUUAUUUGGCUUAAUUCUCUCCUAAAAUGGACUAGGGCAGCUUGUCUGGGCUGGGGGAUAAGAGUGCUUCCCCUUCCUGCAUUUGCUCCACCAUGUGAGGAGUCCAUCUGGAACUACUUACGUUGCACAGCUGUGCCUUCUACCCGGCAAUGCCAGUGUGUGCUAGAGAACAAAGGUUCACGCUGAAAUGGCGUCCAGCAUCUUACUUAUCAAAUUAAAUUAUUACUGAGGCCCUGGCCUUCGUUACUCCACCUUAUUAUUCCAUUUAAAACAUGGCAUCUGCUCUGGAUAUUACUCUGUAACAAUUAACUAUUAACAUUUACAUGCCUGUCUGCAGUAGAAAUACUUAUCUAUACAUGCAGGGUUACUCACUACAGCAGGGGUAGUUAACCUUUUAUUACCUACCGCCCACUUUUGUAUCUUUGUUGAUGUUAAAAUUUCCUUACCGCCCACCAAUGCAGUAACUAAUUUUAUAGAGCAAGUAUGAAUUUUUAAAAAAAAAGUAUUCUAUUUUUUUUUUUUUGUGUGUAUAGGGUGCAUAAGGUCUAUGAUGUGUGCAGGUAGAUGAGAUGUGAAAAUCUAUCUGUGUGUGUGUGUGUGUGUGUGUGGUGCAUGGUGCAUAGGGUCUAUGCUGUGUGUAGGUGGGUGAGAUGUGAAAAUCUAGCUUAAUGUCUCCCCCUCCUUUCUUCUUACCUUUUUACCAGGGAGGGGAUACAUAAUGCGCCAAGCCCUGGUGGUCCAGUGGUGGCAUGUUCACUUUAUCCUGCAACUCCUCCGGCUACAGGUUGACUCUCCUGUCCUCCUGCGAGCACAGCACUGUGUCGUAGCGUUGCCAUGGUUAAGCAACAUGCUGCUUUCGGAAUGAACACAGAGGUUCCCAGGCCCUUCCCUCCCUCAGCUGGAACGAAGUGCCAGCGGGCCAGUCUGGAAGAUUAUUGAUCUCAUCACCAGCUGAGAGGGCUUACAGCAAAGCCUGCUCUGCAUGGGCUGGCAGGGGAGGUAAAGGUAUCUCCCCUGCCGGCCUUUGUACACGGCCAACUGGGCCCACCGGGAGUUUUCUACCGAACCCACCUGAAACCCCAAACCACCCACUAGUGUGCGGUGGGGACCAGAUUGACUACCCAUGCACUACAGUGGGAAUUGAAAAUGUUUCCAAUUUGAUUACCUUGGCCUGAAAUUUUAAAUCCAUGGUCUGAUAUAGCAGCUUCUUUAGAAAAUGGGGAAGGUGUGUGUUUUUUUUUUUUUUUUUUUUUGACAGCUGAAAUUGCUGCUGUCCUGGUCUGUAACUCCCACUAAUCGAAGGCAGCACCAGGAGUGUUGAUCUUACAUUUUGUCUUCCCCUUAACCUCUGCAUUACUGCACACAUUAACCCAUACACUACCCAAGCACACUGUAAUACACUAAACAUUGACUCCUACAUUACCUUAACAAAGGGUAACCUAAAUAAUUCAUGUAGUAUAUAGAGAUCUAUAACAGCAGACUGUUAGGGGAAAAUAAUGCUGCCUUCUUAAAACAUUUUGUAAACCACUUGACUUUAGUCUUUUUCCCCUGGUUUAUUAGGAUGUUUCCAGAACAUGUAGAUUGCAAAUUGCCUUUUAUAAUAAUAUAUUUGAGUUAAUUGUGUUGAAUAUAUCAAGUCAUUUCAAUGUGUCCAUGUCCUGCUGCCAGUCCAAUGCUCCACUUUGUGUUUGUCUCCGGCCUCUAAACGAACAUCCACCUGCCUUCCUACAGUGUUUUAUCAAAUGAAUUCAGGUUUCAGCUUUAAAUGGCGCUGGGAAAUUCUCUAUACCCUCUAUUCUCUCUUAACUGUGGUUUUUGAUUUUCAUGUGCGCCUCUUGUUUGUUUGUUUGUUUUUUUUUUUUUUUUAAUCUAUUUAUUUGUUCAGUCGAUUACACUUCCUGUUUGAAUCAGUGUCUGGACUUGUGAUUGUGACAGAAGUUUGCGAUGCUUUGCCAGCAUCAGUCUGGAAACAAGCUAGCUACGCUGAAGUAGAAACCUAAAGAAAGUGCAUAGGCUAACAAAUGCAUGCUGUGGGUGCAAGUGUCUACAUUGAUUUCAGGUUAAGUUACGCCCCUCGUGUAGCAGAAAUCAGGAGUUCGUGGUGAGGUCAGGUGACGUGCCAAAAAGUCAAGUCAGGCUCAAAAGAAACAAACUACAUCAUGAAAUUCAGUCUCUGCCUUCAGUAACAGACCUCAAUAUGCAUGUUCUCUCUGUGUGCAAGGGAUCUCAAACCGGAACUGUCCCAUUAGAUCUGGACUAAUUGAUGAAAGGUAUGGACUGUACGUAUGGUGUUGUGAGAAGUAUGCAAUUGUUUUGUGCCCAAAGCAGGCCUUUGGUUUGGUUUUGUACCCUAUAUGGUUGCCAUCGCACACUGAUGAUUCACUGUUCUUUCAAAUUAUACUUUGAAAAGCUUCCACUAAAUUAUUUCUGCAGAGAGCUUGAUAGUUUGACUGAUGAGCCAUUACUUUACUUACAGCCCUUUUAAAAGUAAACUAUGAGUGGAAAAUUAUCCCCUAUUUAACGUAUUAUUUUGCUAAUGCAUUAAAUAAUGCAACAAGGUUUCCUGUAGAUGCAGUGUUGAGUGAGCCUGCUUGACUCCCUCCAUCACAAGAAAGAACUACUCAAUUCAGGAGCGUCUCCCACUGAUCUAUGGAGUCGGAUCUUAUACCAUAAACACCUGACGUUUUCUACACAGGAUGAGUGUAAAUGCUUCUUAAAGGUAUAGCAGGCAUAAUGCAGCUGUUAUAAGAUUACACAUAAGCCUCCUUAAGUGAUCGGGACUGUGUACAGCAAUCAGCAGAUCUAUGGUCCAUGGGUCAGAUGUGACUCCAGAGGAGGGAGAGAACUUAGUCCAAGUUGUGCGUACAUGUUCCAGCUGUUUAACAAGUCUUGGGGGCUUGGUUAGAUCAAAGUGAUUUUUAAAAGUCGCUGCAGUUGUAUGCAUCUUUCAGAGUUGAAGGCUGCUUCAAUGAGCUCAGUGCACUGUAAUUUUUGUGAUGAUGCAGAGCAGUCAUGGUGCUUAGUAACCCAUUACACAUUCUGGCUCCUUCCUAGUAACCGGUCCUCCCUGUGUACAAGCCAUUUUCCUGGACCACUGUGUUCUGGGAAUAAAAUGUGGGGAUUUAAAAAAAAUAAAUGUCUUUGGUAGUACAAGGCUCCAUCAGAAACAGUUACAUCUAAUACGAAUGUCUAGAACUUACAGAAUUGUUCACUCAAGUGUGAAUUGUUGAUAAUUCAAAUUAGGAGCCAGAGAAAAACUGCUUUUUUCUCACGCUUUUUUCUUUAACGCUUUUUUAAUACGUUAAAUAGGGGAUAAUUUUCCACUCGAGAUGUGUUUUUUCAGUUUGUCCUUUUUAGUGUAAAAUGUUAAAAUAAUCCAGUAAUGUUGAAAAAUCACACUUUGUUUAGAUAAUACCCCUGCAUCAGAUGAACUGAUGAUCCAGUGUCGCUUGUCCUGUAGACUGUUUCACGUUUGUCCACACUAUUAAACACGCAGAACAGCUAAUCAAACCAUCUCGAGUGGAUUUCCUGUAUAUUGCAGUGUUUCUGAAAAUUUUCCAAAGUUGUAAUUGAAGCUCUUCCAGUCCUGAAUCUCUAAUCUUAGCCUUUAGACAAAAGCCCUUGUCCUCGGGUAUCUGGUAUAGACCAAAUCCAUUUAUUUCUGAAAAUAGAUAUGACCUAAAGCACUGAAAAGAAUAUAUAAGCCAACUGUAACAAAGAGCAAAAACUAAGUAAUAGAUCUGUCUGCAUGUGCAAUUCUAGAUAUACCGUAUAUACAUAGAGUACCUAAUAAUGUAUUAUCGGACAAGUCAGGACAUGUUUAUGGCUUUAUCAGGGGUGAAAACUACUGGUAUUCUAGUCAGGGCAAUGUCCACGACUCCAGUAGCUGAUGGUCAGGUUUAAGGAACACUCCAGGCACCAUAACAACUUCAUCAGAAUUAUAUUACGUUGCUUAAAGGCCCUUGACACUCUUACCUGAAGGGGUUAACCAUUAAAAAAAAAUAAUAAUAGUAAUAAUGAAUGGGUCAUCCAAGGGAGGCAGCGGAAAACACAGAAAAAAGUUUUAUCCUUGAAAUGAACAUUUUAUUUUAUAUUUUUAAAAGAAGCCACUUUAAUAGUAAUAAGCAGUUAUGGUGCUUAGAUUGUCCCGACUAAGCUAGGCCCUGUGGUUCAAGUUAAAAUUGUCAUGAAAGGGUGUUUAAAGUGUAAGGCAUGAUGAAUCUGUUUUUUUUUUUUUUUUUGUUUGUUUUUUUAAGUAAAAGUACACUUUUUCCCCCCUGUUUACCUGGCGGUGUGUGUGUGAAGAAUUUGAUCCAUAUUUCACUUUAACUGGAAAAUCUCCCCGUUAAACGCUUCUCCAUCUUCUAUUUCAGAAACGAGAUGGAUAUCUGUCUCCUGUGUAGUAUGAUCUAUAGGUUUUUCUCUGUGCAGUGACGUGUUUUUUUUUAUUUUUUUUUAUUUUUAUUUUUUUCGUGCUGCGUAUUCCUGAUCUCUGUGUAGCGUAAUGCCAGUAACACACAUUGGUCCCCUGGAAUCGGAGGGUCUUGCACCUGUUGGCACUUAUCAGUGUGCAUAGCCCUACGGUCUCCUGUUUCAGCAAUCGCUUCCUGUCCUGAAUCCUUGCUGUCUCCGUGCCCUUUCCCUCAUACUAAUCAUUUGGUGUCCUGCUCUGAUUCACAAAUUAUCUUAACCAGUUUGAAUCCAAAUUGCUAAUGGAUUAAGCUUCCUGUCGCACCUUGUAAAGGUAAAACACCUGUGUGUACAUGGCAGUGCAGGUUUUAAAAGUUAUUCACUUGUCAGUUCUUUACAAGCUUUGCUUUAGUAGAUAAUUACAUCCCAGUAUGUGUUCCAGUGAUUGGUUUGAAAUGGCUUGCACCGUUUGCUUGUCCAUUAUGACUUUCCUACAACAGCAUUAAAUGUUUGACAAAAAAAGUGCAUGUUUUAUUACUCUCUUCUAGAGUACAGAAUUGUUUCAUGUGUUAUAUUGUUUUUGUGUUGGAGGAUGGGUUGUUUGUACAUGCUUAAUUGUCUUCUACUUGUAUAAUAGUGUUUUGUUUUUUUAUGGGGCAAAAAGGCUUUUUUUUUAGUUUUAUUUUUGCCCAGCUAGUUGUGUUUAGUCUGCGAGUCUCUCUGCCGGGCCGUCCUGUGUGCGGGUCUCUCUGCCGGGCCGUCCUGUGUGCGGGUCUCUCUGCCGCGCCGUCCGGUCUGCGUGUCUCUCUGCCUUCCCUUGAGAUUGUACAUUUCAAAUCAAGUUUCCAGGUGGGGGGCGGGGGGGGUUAACACUGACAAACAGGAUUUUCAGGUACUUGAGGAAGCAGAACACUAGCCAUGUGGUUUCGUAUGUAUUUUUUUACAUAUGCUUUUUUAUUUUUUCAGAGUAUAUGUAUUCUAACCAGAUUUCUAUAUUACAUAUUAUAGCGUUGUAAGAAACAGGUGUCAAAUGUGAUUUCUCUCCCUGCUUUCCAUAAUUCAUAAGCUUUUAUGAGAAGUCACAAUUCUUUUACUGUAACAGUGGCUAGCUUCACAGCGAAUGCCCGAGGCAAUGACUAAAAUGUGCUUUACCUCUAUCCCAUACACAUACAUACAGCUUAUUAUUUUCUAUCCUUUUAUAUACUUCUGUGUUUACUGUUAGUUUUUAUUACAGCUAUCUAUCUGCAACUGCACCCCUCACUAGGGCUCCUUCAGUAAAGAUAUUGAGUACUUUUAAAUCUUUGUUACUGGAGUAAAUCUGCUGCAUUAAGAAUGUUUUCUACUUGUGUUUCUCUUUAAAGGCACACUCUAAGUACCAUAACAAGUAAAACAUGCCGUUGUGGUUAUGGUGCUGGAAGUGCCCUGGACCCCUCCCCCACCCUCUACUCUCAUUUGGAGAAAUGCCAGUCUUUCUUACUACGGAUCGUCCACUAGUCUGCUUAAAUUACAACCUUUCUGAUUCCGGAUGUGCUUAUCAACUAAAAUGGUCUACAAAAUUUCACCUGGAGAAUCUUUUCAUCCCCGCACUACUUGUUAAUUUCUAAUCAUCCACACAGAAAUAAUGAAAACCUUGAUUCAAUCGACAUACUUCUUUCAUUGUGAGAUCAGAGAUUGCAAUCAUUGUCUUGAUCUCAAAAAGGUAGAUUAUAUCAUUUAUGUACUUUUGGUCACGCAGAGCAAGGGGCGUGCAAACUGUGCGGUGGUGUCGCAGCGCGCACUAUGGAUGAGCGUUCACUUCCGCCACUGUCUAUAAAAAUAAUUUGUUUUCUGUGUGUGAACGAGGUGUACAUAGCAAGGCGGGCUUAUGAAGGCAAUGCAAAAUAUAUACAGUUGUGUUUAUAGAGUUCUUCAUAAUGUUUAUAAAGGCAGUGUGGAAUGUAUGUGUGUAUUUAGGCAGACUUGAGCCCUUGCCUCUCUCUACAGUAGGCUUCCCUAUUGUAUUUAUUUCUCAAGUCCCUUUCAAAAGCCAUACGGAGAACAUUAAAUAGUCUUUUCCUCUAAGCCUCCAUGACACCUUCAGAUAGGACAUACAGUCUGUGUGUUGUGUAAGAGCUACGUACCUGGUGGUUGCUCCCUUCACACAAGGCAUGGCGCCUUUACCUACUUUGCCCCCAAGUAAUGCAGCUGGCAUCUCACAAUUCAUAAGAUGUGGAUGCCGCUGCCUCAGUCCCCACAGAUUUGGUACAUUGUAAUGUAUCGGUAUAUAGUUUGUAGAUUUAAAGUUGCCCAGUGUUUAGCAUCAGCCCUAAACCAGGUUAUUUGUAUGAAGUGUGUAGCUAUUGCCAACCGUAUUCUGUCUGCUCUCUGAUUCACUUAGCCUGGUUUGAAACAGAGGCUGAAAAAAACAGGCCUCUUAAAACAAACAAAUAAAUUGCUAUUUGUUGUUGGUUACCAAAGAUUCAACACCAUUCUGAUGUGAUAGAUUACAUCUUGUACCGCUUUGUCAUUUGUUGUCAUCCCUGCUCUUAUCAAUUGUGUAGAAUAAACAAAGAUAAAAUUCUAAAUGUCAUGGAAUAUAGCUUUUUACUACCUGCAAUAAGUGCAUGUAAUAAGAAUAAUUAUUCCUUGUGAGUAAGGAGCAUGUGAGACCCCCUGGAUGUCUCCUCACAAAAAAGAUGCUCUUUUUAAAGUAAGACUCGGAGCGCCAUAACCAUUAAAGUUCACUGUUUGCUAAAGGUUUUACUACUGAAAUGCAGGGAUAAUGUUCCUUUUGUUCAAUAUUAUUUGCAUCCACUGUUGUCAGACGGCAGUCAUGUUCGGUUAUUGUUGCAGAAAUGGUCGAGCUUAUUGUGAUACAAGUGUUAAAAGUGUACAUACAAAUUUUAAUAACUAAACGUAACAGUGUUCUGAGUUGUUCUGCUGUUCCACUUCCUCAAAUGUGCCAAUUACAGAUCACAUUUUACACUUCAGAGUGUGUUUUAUUUUCACAGUUAAAUUUAUUGUGGCUGCAAGAUGUUGCAGAACAAACAGAGCAGCUAGCAGGCCAGAUUUCAAAGAUGAGUCUUAAAGAUGGGAUAAAAUGCGUGAAUGACUGUUUAGGAAUCUCUACGUUCUAAAGGAAAUUAGAAGUGUAGGGCUCUUACAACGGAACUGUCACUUGUGAGGUUCUGCACAACCCGAAAACAAUUGUUUUUUUGUUUUUUUUGUUUGUCUUUUGUUUUUUUUCAUAUACAUCUCCUGCUUUAGUGACCUGGCACUCACUCAUACAGCACCUUAAGGAUUGCCUAAGUGUUGAUGCACUUAUACGGCAUCAGUUGCGUUGUUUUACUUACCUAUGAUGCACUUUUCAUUAGCUGGGAUGAGGAACUGCCACUUCCUUAAAACCGACCAUUCUUCUUUAACCUUUCUUGACAGUGCCCCAAAUUAUGGACCUGGCAUUAGCUUGCUUCAGUUUAACAAUCCCUUAGCGACCCAUUAGGGUCUCGUUUUGAGUUCACACUAAUUUUUUUAUUAUUUCUAUUGUAGCGCUUAGCAAAUAUUUUAAAACAUAAAGGUCAGGAUUGGCUUUACAAGAGCCUGUGUUGGAUAUUUGCCAGAUAUGAUUAGUAUAUAUUCCCAAUUUUAUAGCAAGCAAUAAGCAGUGCUUAGAAACAUUUAUUUGCACUUGUAGUCUUGAUUUUAAGGCAGGAGCCCCUGAAUUAAAGGAACAGUAUAGUGUUAGGAAUACAAAUACUGUACUUAGUACUCCUACUGCUAAAAUUCCCUGGCCAUUUAGAUGAGCUGCUCCUAAUAGUAGGGAGAACAAAAAAGGCAUUUUACUUGCCUUGACUCCUUUGCAUGGGUGGUCUACAUAGUGCCAUCCCACAGCAGCAAAAAAGUGCCUCUAGUGCCUAUCUGAUGAAAGGUACUAGACUCAUUUUAACCCCGCAACGAAAACAUUGCAGUUCUGCAGAACAGGGGGCAUGACACCCAGCCCACUUCGUUGCGUUAAAAUGGUCUGGUACCUAUAGGGUCCUUUUAAUUAUGUACUUUGAAUACCUUCCAAUUUGACUUUUUUUUUUUUAUAUAUAUACUUUCUGUAAGAUUUCCCUUAGUCUUUUUAAGUUAGCCUUACAGUUGUUGUUCACGUAGCCCCUUUGCCCUAGGGAUUCUGGGCAGCGAUGCAUGUUACUUUUCAGAGAUCGACUGCCCUUUUUUUUUUUCUUUUUUUUUUUUCUUAGUCAGCAGAUAGGCAGGUUUCUGGCCCAGGACACUCAUCAAGGAAACAGAUAUUAACCUGGGUGGUGGUUUCCCAGCUCUAAGCUCUUUGAUCUGUGGAAUCAAUCAGAGCAGCCUGCAGGGUAAGAUGCAUGGGUUAUUUAUAGUCACACAAGGAGGAAUAAAGUGGUUGCAGCAGUGCUGGUGAGGAGGCGGAACUGGUCUAUUAAAGUGAAAACACUUUGUUUGACACACCUUAUUCUGCUGUUUACAACUCUUUGUCUGUUUAUGUCUGUAAUGUUCUAAACCUUCUACUGGGAAAAGAAGCAUGGAUCCAAAAUUACAUGAAAUUUAGAAUAUUUGUUAAAGCAGAACUGUCAUUUCUCAAGAAGUGACAGUUCCUCAAUCUGUCAUACCAGUGAAUACUGUUGAAUUGUUUACUGAGAGUAGCAGUCUAGUGGGGGCAAGUAAAACACAUAUACCUGCUGUAUUUCAUUUCCUUUUGGUGUGCAGUGUGUGUGCCCAUGGCACUGCACGGGUUAAACUAACUUGCAUGGCAUGCUCGGACUGUGCCCGCGUAGGGAGACAUGCAAUGUCAAUUAUAAAAAGUAUUGCAAGGUUUGUUUUUCUUAAUUUAGUUAGCUAAAUGUGACCAGAUUGUACGCUCGUUCAAGCAGGGUCCUCAACCUAUUGUUCCUGUCCAAAUUCAGAAUGGUUUGUGUUAUGAGUGAGAUCUCCCUUGUCCUAGUGCCCUGUUUUUCCCUUCUUUAUAAUGUUGCGAAGCGCUGCUAUAUAAUUUAGCACAUUAUUUUUUAAAUAUUGCAGUUCCAAUUAUAUUUUCUGAUCUGAAAUGAAGUGGUCAAAAAAAAAAAAGUAACCAAUUAAGUAUUUUCAAUCACAUAUGCUCAGUCCACUAGUAGUGUUUUUCUCCUUGAAACUGAGAUCUGUGCUCGCAAGUUCAGGCCACAGUUUCAUUCAUGAGAAAUCCUGCGAAUAGUGGCUGCCGUCAUACACCAACUAAUGACAUGGGCCCUCCUAGCACUGUAAUCUACACAAGGAGCAUUCAGGCGCUUGGUGUCUGUGUUAAUUAAGGUUUUAGCAGAGACAUGAGGCAUGCUUUCUGAUUGUAUGCUGUAACUGUAGUCCACAACUGUUAUGUGACGGGUACUAUCCUGGACUGAAAACAGGGUUUUAGAUUUACUGUUGCAAUGUGUGGAUGUCUCAGUAACCCCCUCAAAAUCGGGACAUAUAGGGGUAGGCUUGAAUUUGGGAGUGGCCAUGGCAGAUUCACAGGAGCACCCUUUCUAAACUUUCUAGUCCGCUCUAAUGGAUAGGUCACCCUGGGCUUACUAGUGGCUCAGGAUGACCAGGAAAUCCAGGCUGGCAUGCUCAUAUCUGAGUUCCACCAGCUAACCAGCUUUGAGAACUUCAUGCGCCCAAUUGGGACAAAACUAGGAACUCUGGGGAACACCCUAGCGGAUAGGAACUUUGGCAAAACCCACUGAAACUUUAAUCAGGUGUAGCUUGGCCACCCUGCAUUGGAUCUUGGUGCUAUUUUACCAGUUGGUGUGCUCUGGGACAAGCUAUUGGGGGAUGCCAUAUAUGUGGGGUUUACUAAUAUAUAAAUGUGUUUCAGGGGUUAAUAAGACGCCCUGUUUUCUUGGAGUUAAUUAAAUUGGAGGUAACUUGAUAUGGUUAACUCACAUAGAGGCACCUGGGUGGGAUUUCCAUUGUUCUAAUGCCCCGUUGUGUGCCUGUGUCCCAAUAAAGUAUGUAUUUUGCCCUUCACCCUUUUUACACUUCAGCGCGGUCUUCUCCAGCGAGAAGGAACAUUUAAUGGAGGUACUAUUAAAGGUACUACAUUUUCCAUCCUCGUCAAUGUUUUGUUUUUUAAAUUAAACAUUUUUGUAUACCACUUUUUACAACGUUCAAUGUCAGAUCUAUUUUAAUCCUCCAGACCAUAAUAAUUACCAGUAUUAAAAUUUUUUUUUUUUUUUUUUAAAUUGUUUAUUUAGAACAUUGCUUAAAGGGACCCAGACUACUACUGCCCAUUGGAGUGGUCUGGGUGGCAACUCCAAUCACCCUUAACCCUGCAAGUAUAAUUAUUGCAAAUUUUAUAAACUGCAAUAAUUACCUUGCAGGGUUAAGUCCUCCUCUAGUCUAUCAGACAGCCACUAGAGGGACUUCCGGCUUCUUAAAACAUGAAAAAUGUUUUAAACGACGCUGGACGUCCUCACGUUAUGCAUGAGGACCUCCAACGUCGCCGGAAUCCCCAUAGGAAAGCAUUGUAUAAUGGGAGGUUAAUGCACACGCAUUAGAGGAGCGUGGGCAGAGCCUGACCCAGCACAGAGGGACAUCGGCACUGGAUUCAGGUAAGUAACCCCUUCAGCAAUAGGGGAUGGGAGGGAGGGGACAAUGCUGGAUUCUGCAGUGCCAGGACAUUUUUUUUUUUUUUUCCUGGCACUGGAGAGUCCCUUUAACAAUUUCCUGUUACAAAUUGCUGCAGGAAAAAAUUGUCAUCAAGAGACACUUUCAUUUGCAAGCCAGAUGAUAUAUAUCACCUGUAUAUAAACAACUUCAGGCGUCAUCAAAAUCUUCUGUUCCCUGAAUUGUUUUACAAAUGUGUGAAUUCAUUCCACAGCAUUGGCGAGAAAUAUGAUGGCAAUAACCUGUAGAUGAAGAAAUUUCAACUUUAUUAUCGCCUUAAGUAAUGAAUAGUAUAACCCAUAAUGUAAAUUUAUUGUAAGAUCUUGAAGCACACAAUUACUUGAGGCCUGGAUUUCACUGUGUCGGCGUGUAAUGCAAAAGAUUGUUGUACAGCAUCAUUUGUUUAAAAUACACAAACGUGGAAUAGGGCAAAUCCUCUUGUACACAAUAAUAUUCCAAAGCAUUCCUAUAAAUCGAUGGUCUUUCAGCAGUUUGCAAGGAUUCUAUAUUUGUAUACGUCCUAUUUAAUUAUGUAUAUACGGUAUGUAAUGUGUAUCCGCUCUAAUAUUGUUCAUUUUGCAAAGCACUGCGAUAUACGUUGGCGCUAUGUAAAUGGCAAAAAUAAAAAUAGUCUUUUUAAUAUGAAGGGCUUUAAAAAAACAAAACAAUAAAAAAAUCUUUUGUGAAUGAUUUUUUUUUUUUUUCUUCAGGAAUGGUUAUAAGAUUUCAUUGUUAGAAAUAAAAGCAAACAUGGGUAUUUGUGGAUGCAGAAAUUUGGACUUAGGCAUGGUUUGUGUUGUAACAAGGCUACUUAUCAUACAUUACUAAGCAUUGUAUACCAUUUUCUGUGCUUAAAUAAAGAAUUGAAAAACAGGCACUUUAAUAAACCUCCUGAAUGUUUAGAAUUUGGUGUGAUCGCUGCUUUAUUUGUUUUAUAGCCCUCAUAGUUUUAUACAGUAGGAACUUUGAAAUGCAUUUUAUUUUAUUUUUUUUAAAGCAGCACUAUAGUUACCAGAAUUACUACAGCUUAAUGCAGUGUUUUUCUGGUGUCUAUAGCCUUUCCCUGCAGUCUUAGCACUGUAAACGCAGCCUUCUAUGAGAAAGGGUACUGUUUACAUUGGUGCCUAGUAGCUCCUUUGUCAAUCUGACAGCCACUAGAGGGACUUCCUGGGUUCGGUCCUGCAAAGAUUGCUGGACAGCUGUUCAGCAGCUCCACGUUGUGCAUGGAGACACGAAACGCUUACUAUAUCUCCAUUUGGUGAUGCCGAUUUCUGCAGCUUGGCAUUUUGUCGUGCACUCUAGCCUCUCAAUGCUUUCUAAGGGAAAGCACUAGAUUGGCUGAGAUCAUUCAGGUAAGGGUAGCAGCAGAGAGAGCAUUCUGAGAGCACUCUGAGAGUGGGCUGGGAACCUGAACACGGAACAGGUCACUAUAGUGUCUGUGUCUUUGUAUCCUUAAUGCUAUAGUGCUCCUUUGAAUGCACAUUAUUUUUUUAGUUUAUUUCUUCCUUUUUGUUUUCCAGCUUGUAGCCAAUAUGUUUUGAUUUUUUUGUGUCUAUGUGAUGUUCCUUAAUCUGUAUUUGGAGCCAACAUGUUGGCAGUAAAUAGAGCUGUCUGUAAAAUUAGCUUUUCACUUUUAACCAGCUAGUAUAGAUUUUGUUGCCUCUUGGAUUAUUUUUUUCUAGCAUGUAUGCAUUGUAUUUAUAAUAUACAUUUCCAUAUUUACUGCCCCCAUUCUGCCUUCUGCGUACCCAACCCUUCCAUUGACCUGGAAUAACUGUGAUGACAGCUCCUGUUGAACAUAUUUCAGCCGUAUGUUCCUGGAGGUUUUGAAGAAUGGAGAAAGUCUUCAUAAUAGUCAUCACCUAGAACAAUACUAGGGAGUGAGGGAAGGGAGAAUUAGGGAAACAGAGGUAAACAUUUCAAAAGGUGCUGUCUGGAAGCCGAAAACUUUGUAUGUAUUAAAAAUCAUUCUCUGUCAAAAUACAAAGUGUUCAGUACAAACUGCUUAUAUUGUAAGCUCUAUGGGAUGAAUGAUCUCUGCUAAAGCCUGUACAUUUUCAUAUCUUUGAUCUGUAGCGUGACGUUCACUGUUAAUCACUAAACACGCUGUCUCCAUAAAUUACUAGUGUACUUUGAUUCUGGGAAAAUAUUACAGCUGGCAAGAUGCAUCAUAACGACUAUGAGGUUCUCUGUACGGCUGGUUCUAGCUUCCUUACAAUAAUUUAAAUAACAAUCACCAUUGCUAAUGAAAAUGUAAGUUAAAUAAUGAUUAUCUUGUUUCCAGCACUGGGAGUCCUCCGCUGAAGCCUUCAGCUCCUCUGUCAGGGAGGGCAGCAUCCAAACUUACAUCACUCGCAAUUUCCUCAAAUCCAUGGGUUUGAUUCUGGAGGAUGAAUCCCUUCUAGUGUCUGUCAAGAAGACAACCACAAGAGGUGGAUCUAACCAUGCAAUGUAACUAUUGCAGUUCCUAAAAUGCCUGUGUUUUACAUUGCAGAGUUAAAACUAAAGGCUGUUGCACUCAUACCACUUAAUUGAGAUGAAGUGAUCUGGGUGACUCUAGUGUUCUUUUAAUUUUGUUAAAGGGAUACUAUAGGAACCCAGACUUUACUUCCCCCUCCUCCUUUUCUUUCACCCCGCAGCUGAGAUGUUUUCAUUGGAGGCUUCAAGUGUCUUUAGUGCAGGGGUGUCCAAAGGUAGCUUCGCAGAUGUUUUAGAACUACAGCUUCCAUGAUGUUUUGUCACUGUAAAGACAUGCAAAGCAUCAAGAGAGUUGCAGUUCUACAACAUCUAUGGAUCUACCUGUUGGACACCCCUGCUUUAGUGACUGCCACUAGAAAUAGCAGAAUGAAACUGAUAUUUCUAUCAGAUGAAUCUGAAGAAGACGCUCAGAUCGACAAAGCAUGCUGUUUUGCUGUGCAUGCGUACUAGCCUUCUGAUGCUUUCUUAUGGAAAAUAAUUGGAUUGGCUACGAUCCUCAAUCUGUGUCAUGAGGUGGAAAAGGACAAAAGUUAAGUUAAAAAAAAAAAAAGAUAUAUAUAUAUAGAUUAUAUUUUAUUUUUAUUUUCCUCUCCCUGAUGAGGACUGACAAACUACCUAAACUACCACCAGGGAACUAUAACGUUAGGAAUACACCUUUGUAUUCCUAACGCUAUAGUGUUUCUUUAAGAGAUUUCAUUGCCUACACUUGUUCAUCUUGAGAGUAAUUGCACAUCACGUUUACAUUGUAUAACGCCACCAAUCAAUGUCUUUUCAGCUUAAGCUAUUUGUAGAGGGAUGGUAAAUAGAAUGUCCUUGUUGCUGCUUAGCGAGUGUUGGUUAAUAUUUUCUGAUAUUGUCAUUAGGGGCUCAGAGAUCUGAGGCUUUAUCUUCUUCCAUUCCUUGUAGUAGUGCCUCAUGACCAACAUGUCCUUCCCUGUACCCAGAUGUCUGAUGCACUGGACCUACAUGCAAGUCUAUUUUUAAAUGCUCUAGAAUACUCUGUAUUCAUUAUCGUCUCCCCCCCCCCCCAUAGUCUGAGAAACUGUGAUAUCGAAAAGCAUUCUCAUUGCAUGAAUAAUUUUUAUGGAGACGUGCAGCUAUUAAGUGUCACUGGUUUAAAUGGUAGAAUUAAAUACCAAAAAAAAAUGAUGUCACAAAACAGCUUUUUAUUAGGAAUACAGAACACAUUUCUGCUCAAACAUAGAUUGGAAAAAAAAAAAAAUCAAUGUUUGUCGUGACAUGUGGAAUACGAACCUCCGUUUUAGAAUAUCUCGAGUACCUGUUCCUCCUUUUGGUAUUUAUUUCUACAUUAUUGAGUUAAUUUGGUCCUGGCCCACUUUGGAGAGUGCCAUCUACUUCAUUUUUUUUCGACAGAGUACUUUUAAAUUAGUGUCUCUUGCCUUUUUUUUUUUUUUUUUUUAUAUAUAGUGCCCCUUUAACAGAUGUAUAAUACAAAAGCUGUAUUCCUUGCACUAUCGGAAACUCGUAUGCCCAUCCAAGCCUAAAGUUCAUAUAGCUAUAUAUGUGUACACUAUAGUAUAUCUAUUAAUGUAUAGAAGUAGUCUUUUAUUUUGUUUUAUUUAUUAAUUAACAGACCUAUUUGGGCUCCAUAACAGUUUCUACCAAAUUAAGUUGUAAUGGUGUUUGGAGGUCCAUGACACUAAUUUAUUUCAAUAGAUUGACAAAUGGUUUAACUCCAAAAAGUGCAAUCCACCAAUGUUCCUGGCUUUUCUUAAUGACAGCUGGUGUCUCAAAUUCAGAUAGAAGAAGCAGGGACUGUCACCGGGCAGUGUGCCGCUGAUUAGCUUAAAGGGACACUAUAGUCACCAGUGCAACUACAUGUAUUCCUGACCCUAUAGUGUUAACACGACCAUCUAGCCCCCCUCGACCCCUCAUGCCUCCAUAAAUAUAGUAAAAAUCUUACUGUAUUCAAGCCAGAAGCUGUAAAUCUGCAUGCUGUUAGACUCAGGAAAAACAAGCAGUCUGCUGACAUGUGAUAGCCUGAUCCAAUCACAGUGCUUCCCCAUAGGAUUGGCUGAGACUGACAAGGAGGCAGAACAGGGGCAGAGCCAGCAUGAUUCAAACACAGCCCUGGCCAAUCAGCAUCUCCUUCAUAGAGAUGAAUUGAAUCAAUGAAUCUCUAUGAGGAAAGUUCAGUGUCUGCAUGCAGUGGGAGGAGAUACUGAAUCACAGGAUGCUCGUGCACAGCAGAUCUGAGUGGAUGGAGGCAUAUUAUGCCUCCAUCAACUCCAAAGUCCCUCUGGUUCACUCUGAGUGACUGCAACUGGAGGUGUUCCUAGCUUUCAAUGUAAACACUGUAUUUUCUCAGUAAAUAGUGUUUACAUGAGAGAGGCUGCAGGGAGCUAUAGUUCUCACCUGAACAACCUCAUUAAGCUGAAGUUGCUCCGGUGACACUAGUGUCCCUUUUAAGCAGUCAGCUGAUGCAGAGACUCUUUAAAAAAAAAUAAAAAAAAUUAGAAUUAAAAAACAAAAAGUUGUUGGGUUCCCUUCCCCCCACCAAGAAUUAUUUGCCCUGCUUAUGUCUAUACACACAUCCUUCGCUAGCUUCUAAAUAAAUCUGACUCCUGAGCUCCGACAAUUUGUUCCCCGUGCUGGGAGAGUCAUAGAUCUGCUUACUUUUUAUUGUUUACCUUCAUGAAUCACGAACCCCAUAGUUUGUUUCCACUUAUUGUUCUUUAUGAGUAUUUCCCUUCUUAUCAAAUAUCUUCUGCAACAAAUUCUGCCCGUGACAAGUGGCUUUCUGGAACAUUUUGCUAUUAAAUUAUUACUUUAUUUUCCAGUUGGAUGUUUGUGUUUUUCCAUCUGAGAGAUUGCAGAGCACCUGUAGAAGUGACUUAUUUCUGCUUGAUGUAUAUAGUAGCUAAACUCAUUUAUUUGACUCUAUUUAAUGCUUGUCUUUUCCUGUCUCUCUUCAGAACGUGCUUUGACUGUGAAGAUAGAAUGAGAAGUUUUCGUUAUGAAGAUGCCAAAUCGCUCUGAGAUGGUCCACUUUUAAUUCUUUGUGGUGAUGUGAUCAUUUUCUCCGGCCCCUGAGGACAUUCGGCUGGAUAUUUUGUACCACCCAUUGUAUUUGUGGCCGUGUGGUUUGGGCGUUCCCCAGCCUGUGCGGGGGAUCCCUGGGACUAGCUCUUAUGGUAUAGCAACAUGGACCAUAGCAACAGGGAGAAGGAUGACAGGCCACGGGUGGCUAAAGCUAUGCCAGUACGGACUGGCCAUAGUUCCCGUCCAUCCAGCUCGACCACCUCCUCAGGGGUCCUUAUGGUGGGACCCAACUUCAGGGUGGGAAAGAAGAUUGGAUGUGGGAACUUUGGGGAACUUCGGCUAGGUAAGAUCUUAAUUGUGAUGGUUUAAGUAAUUUUAUUGGGAUUGCAAUAUCUGUGUGAUGAAAAUAUUUUUGUACGUUAAUAUCUUUCCAGUGUGGUUCAAGACAAAUAAUGGAGUGACAUGAACCUGUCUUUCACUAAAAAUCUCAUCAGAAAUAUGUUGCAAUAUUUAUUAUUUACAGCACACACUCUAAAAUGAGAAUUGCUGUGAAUUCAAAGUUGAAUUCUAAAAUUAGGCCAAAAUUGCCAAAUUAGAAAAAUUCUCCAAGUCAAAACCUUUGAUUUUGGGCUCAAAUUUGAAAUUCAAAGUUGAAUUCUUGGCAACUCUUACUAGUUUAUAACAAGGUGGUUGCUCUCUUUAGAAUUUAUUCAGUGAUCAUAAAAUGUAAUUCUUGAUGUUUCAUCCCAGGUCUUGUCAUUUUUAAUAUAGUGUUAUGUUGAAUGCCCUAAUUUUAGAGAUGCUUAUGGAAUGCCUAUUUUUUUAUUGUAAUGACUAGAUGUUGGCUUUUAAUACAGACAUUGUCAUUAAUAGGAAGAUGUUGGUUUACCUAUUGUCCUAUAUAUUAUGUGUUGAGAAAAGAAGGGGGGGGAGGGGGGAAAGCAAGAAAAGGUGGAAAAUAUCAGCCGUGGAGUAAUGAGAAGAAAAAAGACUGGGGUAGGCUUAACCCACAUCACAGGACCUUCUUCCUUCUUUCCACAAAUAAUGGCUGUGAUCUUGGAUCUUUUACAAAUGUCAAAGGGACCUGUUUUACAUAGGCUGCUUUUCUACAUAUUGUCUUACCUGUGUAGUCUUACCUGUUACUGCUGUCUGAGUUCCACCCAGUUAUUGAAUUCAGCUCCAAUGAAAGGUAUGCUCUACAACAGAGCUGGAUUAAUGUCGCCCUGGGCCCAAAGCAGGAAACUGCUAUGUUUACAAUAGGGUUAAUCCAGCCUCUAGUGGCUGUCUCAUUGACAGCCGAUAGAGGCGCUUCCGCUCUUCUCACUGUGAUUUUCACAGUGAGAACACGCCAGCGUCCAUGCUUUCCCAUGGACUAACUGCGCGCGCGGCUCUUGCCGCGCAUGCGUAUUCAGCCGAUGACAUCAGAAGAGGGAGGAGAGUCCCCAGCGCCGAGGGAGCCCGGUGCUGGAGAAAGGUAAGUGUUUAACCCCCUUCCUCCAACUUCAGCCCGGCAGGAGGGGGGUCAUGAGGGUGGGGGCACUCUCAGGGCACUAUGGUGCCUGGAAAACAAGUUUGUUUUCUUGGUACUAUAGUGGUCCUUUAACUGUUUCUGUGAGUGAUAUGUGUGUUGACUAGGAUAUGAUAUUGUCAUGGUGCUUGGGGUCUGUAUGUGCAAUAUUCACAUAUAAAGAUUAACCCCCUAACUGAUGGUUAUUGCAUUGGAUGUUGGAAAAGCCAAAAUUUUAAACAUUUUAUUAUCUUUAUUUCCUUUAGUCCUGCCACCUGCUUUUAAACUCCUCUUUCACAAAACUGUUGAUUUUUUUUUUUUUUUUCUAUAAAAAAUUAUAAGGCAAUAUAUUAAUAUUAUUCUACUUGGUAAAUGAUCACACGGUAAUGCAUAUUCUCUCUGGAUAUGCUAAUAAUACGUGUUGUCUUUAUUAUCUGUCGGGCUGAUUUCCCCAUUUCCAGCCUUUUCCGUUAAUCGAACUCAUUGUACAUUUCAUUGCAUUGUUCAUCCAUGGCAGGUGCUAGCCCCCCUAUACUGUGACAGUUCUGAACAUGGUAAGCCCUGGUCCUAAUUACUGUAUACUCCUACACGCUUCCUUUGCAUAAUGACUCAUUGGAGAAUAUAAUCUGUAUGUGCUUCAUAUAUUAGAUAAUUUCUACUGCUGGCAAUUGCUCCCUGCUCAUUAUAUCACUCUGCUGCCAAAUCUACAUGUUUCACUCCUAAAUAUUAAGCCCUAAACAUUAAAAAUGUUAUGGUUUCCUGAUUCGAGCAGAUUGAACAUUCUCCCUCAAAACACAAACUAUUGGAGGUGCUGCUGACUUAGAGAAUUCUUCUAGUUUGGCAAUCAUUCCCUAAUAUUUAAAAUUCACUUUGAAUUCUCACUCUAGUGAAUAACCUUGUAUUUGUUGCAAAGCAAUUUUGAGUGUUGCUCCCAUUUUAUGUUAAAAGCAUGGUUUUGUGGGUUUUAGAAUGCAAGUAAACCACAGUCAACAUUUAGCUGUGACACAGGAGCUAGAACGACUAAUUUGAUCCAGAUUCAUGAUUUUACGUAGAUUUAUCAAGUGGUGCUUUCAAUCUACCCUUUCACCUUUCCUAAGGUGUGUGGCCCUAUGUGGGUGGAUGUUUGCCUUUACAAAAUUCCUUCGAUAGUUCAAUCAUCUGUUUCCGUAUAUGGAUUUUCACAGUGCCACUUCCUUCCCUACCUGCCUCAUCUUAGAACUGCCAGCCCCCACUUAUUAUUCAGAGUUUUGCUCUGUGCCAUAUUAACCAUUAACCUUUUCUGUCUGCCUUGCAACACUGCAUGGUUUAAUGACCAGAUGUAACUCUCAGUAUAUUUAGAGAGGUGUUUUAUAGUUAGGUGUCAGUAUGAGGUCUCCACCUCCCAUUCCCUGAUAUUAAAAAGAUAAAACCUGGUGCCUUCUUGUCUUUUUAGUACCAUCUUUACUAUUGUGAGGUCAUAGCAGGAAGGCCUCAAACUUACGGUCCCCGGUUCCCUACAUUACAAUGCCAAACCCACUGCAUUGCAUUGUGGAAGCCUGGUAGAUAUUGGUUUUGCUCAUUGAUAAAGUAAAAAAAUGCAUAAACUCUGCUAUGUAUCUUUUCAACGGGAAGCAAUGUUUUCAUGUAUAUUUUAAGUAUGCCAUAAUCAAAGAAAUUACAUGAUGGAGAGAGAGAGUGUGUCCCUGUGAUAAACACAUAUAUAUCCAGAACGAGCAUUAUAUUAAAAGUGCUCUGUGCUAUAAUAGCAUAUGAAUAUAUCCAUGAAUCAGAUUGUCUUUUUGGGUUUUAAAUUAGAUUGUACUUGUUCAUCAGUCUAUGAAGAGGUUGUGAUUUUGAAAUGUGUCCUUUAUUUUGCAGGCAAAAAUCUUUACACCAAUGAGUAUGUGGCAAUUAAACUGGUGAGUAUGUAACUAUUCCUCUGCUCAUUGCAAUUUGCCCCACACCCCAUUUAUUCGGGAUUCUCUGCCUGCUCCUUCCUGACAGAAUAUCACACUUCCUUCCUCUUCCUGCCUGUGUGUAAGUCAUGACUGAUUUCCUGGUUAAGAUGUCAGAGUUCAGGGGUUGGCAAAUGAUGUUAUAGAAUUAUUGUUUCACAAACAUCUUACUUAAAAAAAAAAAAAAAAAACGCACAAUUUGCUGUGAGGAUUUUACUUAUAAAUACCACAAUGGGUGGCAAUGUUUAUAGUUCUGUUUUAUACAUUUCUUUUAGAAUGCAUAGCUACAAAGGUGUACCCCCCUUCAAUAUGGAGAUGCACAGUAGCACAAAACGACUAAAGAGGAAACCCCACCCAUGUGGACAAUGCCAGCCAGCCAGUCUUAUAGUAAAAUAUAACCAGGAAGUCGUUAAUUCUCUCCUUUGUUUACCUGACAUUCUGUCGUCUUAACCUCCCCUUCACCAGCGGGUUGUGAACUGUAUAGACUUAAAUCUCAUUGUACCAAAAAAGUUGUUAGCUUUGUUUACAUUGUGCUUUAUUCUUAAUUCAAAGAUAAAUGUGCUUCUUAAUCAUACUGGUUUAUUUACUAACAUGAGAAUUUAAAAUUAGUGAGAUUCACUUUAAAUUCUCACUUUGGAAAAUACCCCUGAUAGAUCCCAAACUGUGUAUUGUUAUGAUUAUCUGCAAGUUCAUGUCUGGGAAUUCUAGGGAUUGUAGUCCAUGUCCAGAUGGGGGCUGUUGGUUUCCACACCAUUUCCAAAAAGUAAUUUUGUCUCUCGCAAACAAUUUGUGCGUCUUGAUUGAGGGUUACACGGGUCUGCAAUAUGUUUUGUGUGUGUGUUUUUUGUUUUUUUUAUGUUUGCAUGUUUCAAAACAAGCUGCAGAAACUAAAAGGUAAUAAAACACUUUUAAGGAGCUGAUUUAAAGGAAGGAAGCUGUUGUUCUGCCUCCUUGGCUGAGAUCAUUGAGAUUGAUGAUCUCAGCUAGUGAACAUGCGCAGCAAAACGCUGUGCUGUGCUUAUCAGUCUCUGAGACCAUCUGAUAGAAAUAGCGGAGUUAUUUUAGCUGGCUAUAUCUGCGGAGGCGCCUCUAGUGCAUGUCAAGGUGAACAGUCACUUCUCCGAAAGUAUAUCCUAGAAUACUACAUUUACUUUUAAUGUGUAUAUGCAGAAGGGAUUCCAGGCACUGUAAACAUUACAACAUGCUGUCCCGUGGCAUUGUAUGCCAGUACUGGUUUAACGCUUUCCUUUCUGUCAGGUGCCUGCAGACCUUCUGGUCUGUGUUCGUCUGAUAAAGGGGAAGUUCAUUCUUCUGCAUUAUCAUACCAACUCAUGCAGGAUUGAUUGACAGUGUGUCAGCUGCCAUCUCUCAGCUAGUGAACACUGUAUAAACCUUUUAGCAGUUGGUGUGAUAAUGUAGGAGUAUGUACUUUAAAUAUAUCAGAGUAAGCCAAACUUGAAGGACUGUGAGAGCAAAGUAAUAGUUAAACCGUUUGUUAUAGUCUAACCAUGUGCUUGUACUCUGCUGCCCAAAGUUAGAAUCCUAAAACCAGGACUGACCCGCCAAUAUACGGACAGUUGGGAGGCCUGCUAGAACGCAGGGCACCAUACAGCACUCUAGUGGUUGUGGUGCCUAGUGUCCCAAUUUUGAAAUUUAUAUCCCAAUCCAGUUAAGACAACUUGCAUAAAAUUUUUACUUACCUUUUAUUUUGUUUUUAAGUUUAUGUAUUUAUUGAAGCUUAAUGUGUUUUUUUUUUUGUUGUUUUUUGCAAAACAAAAAAUCUCUUUAUUUGACUGAGCGUAACCAUGUUGGCAUAGAUUCUAUUAUUACCUGACCAGCCAUGUGAAAAUUGAAGGGACACUGUAGCUCUGUGUGGGCCUGCAGCUUCUUAGUGAGAUAAAGUAAACCUAUAAAAAAGUUAAAACUAGGUUAGUUAUGCUUUAAUUUUAGGCACAGCCAGGGCACACAUUUUAGUGGGCAAAGACUGGUAAAGCCUAAUGGGAGUUGUAUUCCCAGCUAAUUAUCUCCUUGUUAGCAUUAGUUGGACUUCUCAUUUAAAUAGAGCUUUAUUGUAAGACAUGCCAUACCGUGGCUUCUUUUUUGCUUUAUUUAUUUUUUUAUUUUGCACAGGAAGCUAGCAAUAGUAAAUCAGGCCUCGCUGUAAAUUUACAGCCACUUAUUUCAGAGAAAUAACAAUAUUUUAUAUUGGUUUCAAAGCAUGCUCUGUUUAUAUAAAAACACAUAAGCAAUCUUUCCUGUCAUUGUACUUAGCAAUGUCUUCUAUUCCCUCAAUCUUUUGGAUCUGUAUUGAGAAUGAAAACCCUAAAUAAGGCUUCGUUAUUUAAACGAUAAGUAAUAAAGGCCCUAUUUAGAACUAUAAGUGCUGGUGCAUUUGCAUAGUUAUGACCAUAUCCCCAGUUAUUGUGACAAGCAGAGAAUUAUGAGAAUGAUAUUCCUCCAUCAGUUUGAUGACUAAUUUGUCAGUUUCGCAAAGUCCCUGAUUCAUCAAUUCCUGAAAAGCCAUGAAUUCUCUUCAAAGUGGCAUCAAUCUUUUGGCCAACCUUGGUUGGUUUAAAGGGAAACUGUAAUUCUCUGGCAUUUACACCAUUAAAUCAAACAUGGAAAAUGACCUGCAACUUGUGUUAACCUUUUUUCAUGAGAUGCUCCAUUUUUUUUUCUUUUAAAUUUAUUUAGAAAAUUUAGCAAAUUACACCUAUAGCCUAGUUCGGAGAAAGCAAAACCACAGCAAAUUUUGCUUCUAUGCAUCCUCAACAUUGGUAAUGUUUCAUUCCUCUGUAUGCUUUCUCUGUGCCCACUGCUAGGUUCAAAGGGCAGAAUUUAUAAUUACUGACAUGGCGUUAGAAGGACACUAUAGUCACCAGAACAACUACAGCUUAAAGGAACACUAUAGUGCCAGGAAAACAUACUCGUUUUCCUGGCACUACAGUGCCCUGAGGGUGCCCCCACCCUCAGGGUCUCCCUCCCGCCGGGCUCUAGGGUUGGAAGGGGUUAAACUUGCCUCUUUCUCCAGCGUCGGGUGGGGAGUUUCCGCCUCCUCUUCGGCUGAAUGCGCAUGCGCGGCAGGAGCCGUGCGCGCAUUCAGCCAGUCCAUAGGAAAGCAUUCUCAAUGCUUUCCUAUGGACGCUGGCGUCUUCUCACUGUGAAAAUCACAGUGAGAAGCGCAGAUGCGCCUCUAGCGGCUGUCAAUGAGACAGCCACUAGAGGCUGGAUUAACCCAUUUAUAAACAUAGCUUCUCUGAAACUGCUAUGUUUAUAGAAAAAAGGGUUAACCCUAGCUGAACCUGGCACCCAGACCACUUCAUGAAGCUGAAGUGGUCUGGGUGCCUAUAGUGGUCCUUUUAAUGAGUCUAGUCAGUCAAUGCAGACUUUUUAAUGUAAACACUGCCUUUUCUGAGAUACAUUGAUACUGGAGGUGUUACUAGGCACCAGUCACUCAGGCUUUCACUAGAGGUGCUUUGUGGGUCCGCGCUGACGUUCAGCAUCUGCACUCUCUGUAUAUGGAUGCACUGAACUUCCCCUAUAGAGAUGCAUUGAGGAGAUGCUGAUUGGCCAGCGCAAUAUUUAGCUGCACAUGUGCAAUAGCGAAAGCAUUGGAUUGGCUGAGGUAAUAAAGUUUGAUCUCCGCCAAGGGGACGAAGCGUAGCCAGCCACAAGCAAAAUUGCUGGUGAGUAAAUAGCCUUUUAAACCCGAGGCAAGAGAGGACUGAGCACCUAAACAUUAUUAAAGCGGCACUGUCAUGGCCAAAUCCAUUUUUUUAUUUUUUUUUAAACCCCCCUCCCGACUCCAGUACAUCUAAUUGUCCCCCUAGUUAAUCCCCUAAGCCCCCCAUAUUAUCUACUUUUUCAUCUUUAUUUUCUGUCUGGACCUAGGUCCUGGGCGCCGCCAUCUUUGUGUGGGUAGAGGAAGUGCCUGUGGGACAUGUCAUCUGCCCACACUAGAUGGGCUGCCUCCUAGUGUCCCCCCUCCCGAGCUGGCACGGAUGGGGGCUAUUAAACUGAAAGGGGGGACCUAAUGUAGACGGCACAGAUUGGGCUUUACAGGGCGGGGAAAGGCUUAUAAAACCUUUCCAUGACCUGCAAUUGGGCUCAGAGCGCUCUUAUUGGUUAGUUUAAGCCAACCAAUCAGAGUGCUCAGACAGGUAAAUGAAAGCUUGAAGGCUUGAAAUCCAACCAAUCAGAGUGCUCUGUGUCAUUUUACACAGCGAAACGCGUCUCGGCUGGAAGAUAGGAGCAUCUUUAUUUUUAUACAUAUAUUUUUAUUAUAUUUAUAUAAUUUUGUUUAUUUCUGUUUGUAAGUUGUUUACAUAUUAAAUUUUGUUUUAAAUUGAUACUCAUCUUCCAUUGUUGCUGCUUAAAGAAGGGUGGUAGCCUCCUUAAAGGCACAGAUACCUACAUACUGAGAGCCAGGUAUAGGGCUCCUUAUCAGGUGAGAAGCCAAUAUUUUAUAUUUAUUCCUUAUUAUUGGGACUCACUGCACUAGGAUUUUUCUUCUCCCUUGUGUUCCUCUUUCAUAUAAAGGACCUAUUGACGGGUAGAGAACCGAUUUGGGUUUUGUGUCGCCAGAAGUACACAUCUGCUGUUGAGAUCUGAGCCUAUCCUAGAGGGUUCAGUGACAUGUGAGUGAGUCUAUAUAGAACAUUCAACCACUGUGCUCGUCUCAUUACGUUACUUGCACCAUCUUUUUGUAUUUAUAUUUGUUUUAGAUACGCUGUCGCUGAAGUUUUCAUAUACAUACCCAUAUGGGUGAGUUGAUUAUAAUUUGAGCGCUCCACUUGUACACCAGGGGUGGUUUUCUGCCAAUUCCUCACGGAGUGUUCACUUGACUUUUUAUGCUUAUGUAUAGGGUAGAGAGUCCCUAUUUAUAGUGGUAGCUGCUAUUUAUAUUUACUGUACAUUAUAAUAAGCGCCUUGUUAACACACUAUUCUUUUGUAUUUUUGUCAUUUUACACAGCAUGGGAAAAGUUCUUUGGAAUUUUCCCAUGCUUUCAAUUUGAAUGGGUGGGGGCCGGGGGUAGGACAAUAGAUCUCCCCUCACCCCUUAUUAUAAUUUAGGGCCCCCAUCCGCCACUCAUUAGGUCCCAAUUUAGGUCUUUCAGCUUUUUGGUAGAUAGCUCCCUAAUACCGUGGGGAAUUAAGGAGUUAUCUACUAAGUGGCUGCAAGAUGCAGCCGCGGCACGAAUCGUAUCAUUAUUUCAUUUGAAUGGAAUUCGAUCCGAGCAGAGUCCCGAUUUGUGUCCUAAUGCGAAUGGAGAAACUGUUCUCAUUCUGUUAUGACUUAAUUCGGUAGUUUCGCCAGCGUUCGUUCUAAAUGACUGGACAUUCGGGAAUACUGACAGGAAGCAUCUCGAGAUCACGGAGGAAAAGUGAGAAUUGUGGGGAAAUUGCUUUGACCACAGAAAAUGGAGCACACCUUGCGUCUCCGCUGGUCAAGCGUAGGGAACCUCCAUAAGACAAAAUAGUCCCUACAUUUUCUUUUGUUUUAAAGAAAACUAGAGCAGACAUAAAGAAAUGAAGAAAAGAUCCUGACAGAGAGGGAGAAGAGGAAUCGAUUGGGGAAAGGUAAGUUUGGCAUGACAGUGCCGCUUUAAGACCUAUGGUGUCAGGAAUAUACAUUUGUAUUCCUGACACUAAUAUUUAAUAGAGAUGGUGGCUCCAAAUUGAAGGAUAGCCAGGUGUGAAUUUCUACUUUUAUAUUUAAUUUAAAGGAACACUAUAGUCAUUACAACUUAUAACAAUCUAACUGAAGUUGUAGUGCCUACAGUAGAUCCCCUUGUAAUAGAGCCCUCUGCAUAGGAGAGCUUGGACUUUUACUUUUCAGCUCUCCAUACCAAGGCAUAUAGUGACGUUGCAUGUGCAGUACCAUCAUGCCUUGUCAGAAUGAAUUAUUACAUUCAGUGAUACUCUUUUAUAAGAGAAUCAUUGGCAUAUACUAGAGCGAGCACCGCGCACGGAGCAUUGGGUUUGUUCCUCAUCCUUGGGCGCACCCCAUGUUAGAUCUCUGGCUGCAAACCAGUCACACAGUCUGUCCCCUGAAUAAACUGGUUCCACUCCCUUGUAGCCUGGAACAGAACAUUGUUUGGAUGCAAAACGUUGGCCCGUUUGUCAAGCAGCUUUGGCUUUAAUUUUAGUGCAUGUGAAAUCAGUACAUUAGAUUUGUUUAAAAAUUUUGCAUAAUUGUUACCAGUUUUUAUUUAUUGUUAACACUAAAAAUCCAUGUCCUCAAAGGUAAAUGAUUUUGUUUAUUUUUUUUAUACACAUAUAAGUAUUAAUACAUUGUAUUAAAAUAAAAUAAAACAUGCAUUAACAAAGCAUGUAUUCCUCUGUAUGCUAUAACUCUGUGUUGUAUGUUAUGUACUACUUCGUUGCCUCAAUAAAACAUCGAUUGACAAUUAAAAAAAUUCACCCAAACAAUUGUCACCAAUGAUAUUGGCAAUUUUAGAGAAUCCAGAAUAAUUAUACAAUUCUGGAGAAAUAUGUUCCUUACAUACUGAUGUUUACAGCUACAUACAGCUCUAGGUUUCACAUUUUUAUUUAAAAUAAAAAGCCUUUUUGUAGAAAUAAAUACAAUUCUGUAAAUAUUGCAAUUACUUAGAAAUUCUUACACUGAAUGUAUUACAGCUAUCUGAAGGAAAUUUAUUUGAAAUGUGUUAACUAAAACCUGAGAGAAGUGAGAAACCUGUUUAAAGUAUAUUUAAAUAAAAACCCCAGAAAUACAUGUAUUAUGUGUGGAUUCUCUAUUGCCUUUCAAAACAUGAUGAAAGGAUUGUUUUAUUAAAAACUUUGAGUUGACCGUUGUGUCUGUGCAAUGCAGUAGUGUGCAUUGUGCGUGAACACCUCAUGUCCUCUAGCUUGUAAGCAUGUUUGUUAACCCGGAGAGUCUGGUGCCGGGCCGAGAUACACUUGCAUCACUAGUAAUGUUCUGUACAUCCUAUCACACUGGCCUAUGUCUGUUUCGUAAAAUCCACCAGUAGAGAUACAUUGGGAUGUUUGAUGGAGCACACCAGUACUAGGUAUUCUGCAGAUACCUACAAUGUUGGGGGGGUUGUAUUGUUUUUUUUGUGAAUUGCUGCAUUUAUAAGAUAUUAUUUGGGAGUACUGGGAACUGACAUAUAACAUAUGCUGUGUAAUGAACAUCCAUUUCUGGUGCCUGGGAGUUUCCCUUUAAGUUAGCGUGUUGUGUGUGUGAUCAUCCCAAGUUACAGGCAGUAUAAAUCGCUGGGUUAUCACAUCAUAUCAUAGUUUCUGUUGCCGUUUCCUUUCGCUAUUUUUGAUGCUAAUUUUAGUUUUUUGUUUGGUGUACUUUGAUUUUAUUGCUUUUAUAAUCUUUCACUCCACCCUCUCCUUUUAUCCACAGAGUUCACUUGUUCUCCAAUUCCUGGCAUUUUUACCCAUGAAUCAUUUGACCUUUUCUUUCACUUGGUUUCUUUAGUUUUUUUGCUUGUUUGUCCUGUCUCGCUCAGAUCAGUCUAAUCUCCUGUACAUUGCCUUUCUAUUAGCUACUUCAUCCUGUCUUUUCCCAGUGCUCUUGUCAAAAUGCUGACACUGGACAUCACUCCACACAGAAGCCUUCACAAAUUACAGCUGCCUCCUCCUUUUAACCCCUUCGUAGCAACGAUUUCUUUAAAUCCAAAUAUAAAAUGGCAGCAUGUCAUGAGCUAUAUAUACAAUUGUGAUGCGUUGAAAACUAAAUUGCAAAAUGUAUGCUAAAAUAGCCAAGCUAGGUCUGUUGCGAAUUUGGAGAAUUUUACCAAAUCAGCACUUUUUACACCCAAGUUUUGCCAUGUUGUUUUAAUUUCAAUACAAGUUUGUGUGUAGUGAAUAAGUGCUCACUUUGAUUCUUGUGUACACUCUGUGUAUACAUUUCAUCUUCUGGUUCCUGAAAUGAUUGAAAUUGAUGUGCAAUACCUGUAUUUACAUUUUUAAUUCAGUCUUUAAAGAAAAUGUAAAUAUUGCAGUAUAUUACUUAACAUGUGACGUCUGGUGAUUUGAUUAUACCUUAUCUCUUCAACAGGAACCAAUAAAAUCACGCGCUCCACAGCUUCACCUGGAAUACCGGUUUUACAAGCAACUCGGGAACACAGGUAUUCAACUCCUGCAGCUUCAUUUGUGACUGUAAUAAAGGAAAUUAGAGCAAAGUUAUUCUAUGUACUGCUGAGAAGGUAUUCUCAGGUUACUGCCAUACAGGUUAUCCUGGCCUGUCCUCUAAUAUUCAAAUAACUCACCUGCCUAUGGAUUUGUCAUAAUCGACUACAUCACUGCCUUGUAUUAACAUUAAGUAUUGCAGGCUCAUUAUGGUUGUAUCCAAACAGUCAGAAUAACAUUCUACAUAUUACAUAGAUGUAGAAAAUACUGUGUGGGUACGUCUGGCUUUAAAACUACAUCCGUACAUCUGAUCAUAGUACUUAUCAGCUGUUUUUGCUUAAAAUAAGUUUCCUUUAGAAAAGCCAACACUGUGACAAAUUUGUAGCCUUUUUUUCAGGCUACAGUAAUGCUGUUAAACAACCUAGCUGUGGUUCCUGUGCAAAUUAAUGGGAGAAGCACUAGUGCAUUCAGUGAUAGCAGAGAGCUGCUUCCUAUUCAAUGAAAAGCAGAUGGCAGUACUGCGCAUGCACAAGUAACUCCCAUUCAUUUGCUGGGGAGAGGGGAAUGCUGUAUAUACUAAUUAUAAGUGACCUGUUUUGUGCAUCCUGAUAAAUGCAAAAGGUUAUGGUAUGACUUUCUUUCAGGAAUGAAGGAUCAGCCAAAAUAUUAAAAUUCUGUGCUGUACACUGCAUGAUACACAACCUGUUUUUACAGUGAACUACUAGAAUCAUAUACUGCUGUGUGGUGAUGUUGUCUGAUUAACAUGUUAUUGCGCUUUCCUUUAUUUGUAUGGAGGAAGCAUUCACACAUGUAGUUCUCUGUAACAUACCAAAAGAAGUAUUGGGAGUCUAGUCUGUGAUAGUGCCUCUAGUUUUGCAUAGGCUAACCAGAGAAGUGUUGAUUGUGUACUCUGUUACUAAAAUAUGUGUAUAGUUUCUCUAAAUGUUCUAACCUCCUUUACAUGUCACAGCUGAUGGGCUUCCUCAGGUCUUCUACUUUGGGCCAUGUGGAAAGUACAAUGCCAUGGUACUGGAGCUUCUGGGCCCAAGUUUGGAAGAUUUAUUUGACCUUUGUGAUCGUACCUUCACUUUGAAGACUGUGUUGAUGAUAGCCAUUCAACUGGUAAGUGAAAGUCUCCGUGGCAAUAAAGUAACUGUAUUUUUCUUACUCAUAAAAUAUUUAUGAACUACUUCCCAGCAACACAAUUCUUUUUGUCCCUGUACUGUCGUGAGAAUAUGGGAGUUGGCAAAACCCUUCUGCUAAAACGGGAAAUCAGACUCUGCUUCUUGUUUAAUACUUGUCCUACCGUUCGCAUAGUAAGUAGGGCCUUCAGCGUGUCUGUCUAACCCCCUACGGUCCGUGCUUCUGUUGCGGAAAUUGUUAGCCUAGUUGACUCUGUUAAAAAGUAACACCUUGACCGAGAUGGUCUAAAAGUUACCAUUACGAUUUGCUUUUUGUCAGUCCCUACUUUCAAGCAGUGAACUUCUGUAACAUUGAAUAAGGCUGUAACAUUGAAUAAGGCUGUAACAUUGCUUUUUAAUUGCAAUUAAUGUAGCAAUGUGGAUUUAGAGAAGUUGAAAUAACAAAGUAAAAGUUAAGUGAUUUAUAUUUUCAAUGCAUUGUUCCUGAUAGGCAGCUACAAUUUAUUAUAAGCCAGGCACUCUCGGUCUACUGAGCGGGAGUUUUAUCGGAUUGGUUAAAAACACCAAGAAGCUUAAUUCUCUAAAGCACAUGGAUUCAUACAACUGUAAUGAAAACAGGUCCUAGAGAUUAUAGCAAGAAACAUCCUGUAUGUUUUUUUUUGUUUGUUUUUUGUUUUUAUUAUAAUUCUGUUUUACUUCAAUGCCAUUAUUUGGUUGAAUUGGGUUUUGGCUAACUUAAAAAUAUACAAAUAAACAAAACGUUGGUGCCAAAUAAUGCAGAAAAAAAGUCGCCAUCAAGAAGGGUUAUUCGCUUAAUUGUGAAUUGUUGGGAUUUCAUCAAGGAAUGCAUAAUUUAGUCAGCCGUGUUGCCAGUUCAUGGUCUUUUGGCUUUAAAUAAGAAAUUCCUGAUAAUUUUUCUCUUUUUGGAAUAACUCUGGAUAUGUUAAAGGAAUUCGACAUUAUUAAAAGCUUUUUUUUUUUUCUUUUUUUUUACAGACCUUAAACAGUUCGUCUCCAUCCUCCUUCUUGGUGGAUGCAGGCAUAUCCCAAAUAAUUGCAUGAAAUCAUAUGGAUUGCAACUGUUACUUUAAUGUUUAACAUUAUGUGCUUGUGCUGUAAUUAUUUUUUUUUUUCAUGUUAUUGUUUGCAUGUUUUUUGAAACUUUUAAAUUGUUUGAUCUGCCAGGGUAUUAGGCCCAUUCAAUAAGCUGGGACUUGCCACCCUAGUGUUAUUAUCUAAUCAUGCUGCUGUGAGUGACCUCACCUUUGACGCAUUGAUACAGCACAAAGAAGCAUUACUUGUAGAGUUCUGGUUUACACCAGUAUGUUCUAACAUGCAUACAAUAGGUAGGGCGUGUAUGUAAAUGUAUAUAUUUUCCAUUAAACCCUUAAACUUGCUUGUAUCGUUUACAUGUUUGUAUUUCACUGUGAAGGUUUUGUUCUCCAGUUCCAUAUGUCAAGUUCAGAGCAUUCAAAUUACCAAAGGGUUUUAUUUUAUUUUUUCUUUGAAAUAUAAAAAAAUAAAAAAAAAACCUCAUUAAAAAAGCUUUGCAUAUUUCAGGAUCCUUUGAAAUCUUCAGUAAUUGCCAUUUUGUUUCCCUCAUAAUCCUCAAUAUGACCCAAUAUAAUCUGGUUUCCAUAGAAAUUGCACAGCAUUUUAUCUCCAAAUUGUUCUUUAUUCCUAAUUAAGGCUUCUGGUUAAAAGGAUACUCACAAACCCCAUAUGUUCAAAAUGGCUUAAUUUGUUUUCUUGUAAAGAAUUACCUGGUCUAGUGAUAGAAUAUCCUAUGUUGUAACCAAUACCUUUAAACUUCUCUCCAGAUUUCAAGGAUGGAAUAUGUACACUCCAAAAACCUCAUUUACCGGGAUGUCAAGCCAGAGAAUUUUCUGAUCGGUCGUCAAGGCAACAAGAAGGAGCACGUCAUCCAUAUCAUAGACUUUGGUCUGGCCAAGGAGUACAUUGACCCGGAAACCAAAAAGCACAUACCUUACCGGGAACACAAAAGCCUAACCGGAACAGCCAGAUACAUGUCCAUCAACACUCACCUAGGGAAAGGUUUGCAUUAAUCUUUAUUUGCCUCUCCUCCCUGCAGUGGCUCAGUAUGAAAGUUGGACAUAUACUAUCCCAAAUACGGUUUAACGUGUCCCCUGCACUCAAUUCUCCAGUUUUUCCCCAUUGAAUUUCUGCUGGCACACUUUAUAGUUGAACACUGGUUCAAAUACAGCUUUCUAAAUAAACACAUGCAUGGUUUACAUUUUUUUAUUUUAAAAGCUACCUUCCUGUUUUUUGUUUUGUUUUUUUUUGUUUUUUUAAUUGAAACUGAGUUGUUGAUCAGUAAACCAUAAGAAGUCCCUUCAGUGCAAUUCUUUAAAUCAGUUUAUGCUGUUAAAGGAGCAAUGGUCACUUAACAUGUAAAGUAUAUGAGUGCUCAAUCUUGAAAUAUGGAAUAUGUAGGCACUGAAUGUUUGCAAUUGAAGACACUUUUGUCCCACACACUUUGCAACCUUACCAGAGUGGGCGGUGGAGUCACCAUGCUGCUUUGUCUAUAUAGCAACACAAUCCUUUCCACCACUGUCACUGCCAAAUUUGUUGUGACCAUUUUCACCCCUAGAACAGCAUUCCAUGGCAACAAAUGCAGACAGAUUGUCCAGGAAUAUUCCAUCUAACUAGUGCCAGCAGUCGGUGUGUACCCAUCUUACCCGGAGUUUUACUUGCCUAACCAGGAAGUGGUGCACAAUGUGUUUUCACCCGUACGUUUGUUUUGGACAGGCAGCUUUCCAGAAUAGGAACAGGAAAGUAAGCAUUUGCUGAUGAUCAGAAGACAGGUUUGAUGUGGCUGUCAGACCUUUUGUGCAUGAUUGUUCCUUUAUUCUGCUGUGUUGCUAGCUGCUCUGGCAGUAUUUGUAGCACAUCGCAAAUUGCAUAAUAGGAAAAUUUCUAUGGCAACUGCUAUGUAAAUUGUUAUUACAACAGUGCGGUGAUUAUGAUCUACUUUAUCAUUAGCUCCUCCUCAAUGUACCCAUGACCUCCAUGAAUUAUCAUCUAUGUGUACAAAGAGAGACAAUAUGAGGGUUUAUUUACUAAGCAUUAGAUUUAAAACUGUAGAAUUUCGAUUUAAAUUAACAAAGCAGUGACAGAUCGCUCGAGUUAAGUGAAUAAGCCCGCAUACUGCAUGUCUUUCAGUCCCUGAAUUAAAAUGUUGAUCUGGUGGUGAUAUAUAGGUUUUAUACAAAACAAUGAAGGCCAUGCACUAUUUAAAUAUCUAUUGCAAUAUUUAUCAGAGAAAAGUGUGCUAUUGUGUAGGUUUGAGUUGAACAAGGUGCAGUCUCCAGGCAACCAUUCCUCCACAUUUAAUACUUUGCCCCAGAAUACCGUAAGUUUUACCUUUACUUAAUAAGCCCAUAUUUGUCUUUUUUUAGAUAGGAGGCAUUGUUUGUGUGGCUGGAUUUUUAUGAAUUCAAUAUGCUGUUUUUUCUUUUGAGGAUGUCAGGUCACACUUUGGUUUUGUCCUUUAACAAGUGUAUAUUGUGGUACCAUCUAAGACAGUGCUUUAUGCUUUUGGUUUUACUUCCCACCAUGAUCAGACUUUUGAUUGUGAAGUUAUAGAAACCAUGAAGACGUUCUCAAUAAGAAAUUAAUGACAGCAAGCCAAAAUAUACCAUGAUGUCUAUGGGAACGCUACACUGUAAAGCCACCGAUGUCCUCGAUAAUUUUCUUUGUCCUAGUAUAUGAUGACGUGAUGAAAGAAUGGGCAUUAGUCUCUAGCCUAUACAUGGCAAAUCUGCUUAAUGGCGGUAAUGUGUCUCUGAUAGGCUUUCAUACAAUUGACCGUGCGCAACAUUUCAAGUCCACAUGUCUAAAAGUUACUUGCCAAUACAAGUCUUGAUGGUCCAUGUCACUCUCACCAGGGGUGAAUUUUUACUUGCCAAAUGCUAGUGUAUGGAUUGGGGUUUGAGCUCUGCUAUAGAUAUUGCUCUUAGGUCUAAUAUUCCAGGAUGCCUGAUUGUUCAUUACAAAACCCAUCUGAUAUUGGAAUGCAUUGGGAGAAUGCAUUGGGAGAGCAUGUGCCCAAACUUUGUUUUAACUGGGUACAUUUACGAAGCACCCAAAUCAACAAGGUCUUCAACCUCACAUUCGUUGGGGGGCAUACUCUAUUUGGCAUACUCAAAGGACCACCUGACGUAUUAGGCUUGGAAAAUUACAGGUCUUUAUCUUCUGUAUUUACAAAGGGAACAACAUUUGCAAAUUUGGCAAUUUUUAUGGACCUGCUAUUUUACAUAUGCUCAUAGGUUUGGUGGCCCUUUCAGUAUGCCAAAAAAAAAUGAAAUCAAAGAAUGAGAUUAAAAGUGCCUCUUUAUUGGUUGAUAUCACAUGGGCUAAUAGCAAUUAUUAUUUACCUUAAAAUGGAACUCUAAGCACUCUAUCAAGUGCAGUGUAGUGAUUAUAGUGCUAGAAGACCCUUUUCACUGUCCCGUGGUAAGUGGUCAAACCACUGCCUGUCUCUGUUGGGUUCCCACGUUCUUCCGGUCUCCAGUGAUAUGCUAAACAUAAAGUUCAUGUUUCUUCAUUAGCAUUAUCAAUUGUGUUCAACUUUUGGACCAUAUACAUUGUUGAGAGUAUCUGUUGACGCCACCCGUCAAUGAAUAAUGUCCAAACAUGCAUAAAAAUGUAAAGAUAUUUGUAUGAAGUUACGCUGUAGCAUGUCCAUGCAGACCAAAAGGACAGAGCCAGAUACUUGUCAUACUGUUCAUAAAUGGUUUGAUAGAUUACGGUGUAACAGCACCAGGAGAUUCCUGACACCAUGACCACUACAGUACCCUGUAGUGAUUGUAAUACUUAGACUAUCUCUUUCAUUUUAAAAAAUUCACAUCUUUAUGGGUACGAGGGGGUCUGUAACAAGGUCCCUUUAGAAUUGAUCUUUUCCCAAAAUAAAUCCUGGGUGGUGUCCAUGCUUCCUUCCUGGCUGUCUCUCUCUGCUGACUGUUGACCAAGGCACGUGAAAGAACAAAUGAAAAUUCUUGGCCUUCAUAUUGUACCCUUACACUUGCUACCUGAUGCAGAAAUUCCAGUAAGGGCACGGUUAUUUUAGCUUCUCUAUUCUGACUCAUGAGCAUGAUCAGAACAAAUACAGAUGUCAGUUUCUUUCACUGGAGAGCAAGUCUUUACAUUUCAAUCAAUGAACCACCGUGUGUUAUGUGUAAUCAGUCAGAUAUUAUUGUGCUGGGAAACUGGUAGAAUGCAAAAUGAAUGGAAGAGGCCAGCAUGUAAGACGAUCAGACCAGUUAAACAGAAUGGCAUUCCAGGAGGAUUGAUGCAUGAAUGUAAAUAUAUUUUUAUCUUUUAGAGCAAAGUCGGCGAGAUGACUUAGAGGCUCUGGGACACAUGUUUAUGUAUUUCCUGCGAGGAAGCCUUCCGUGGCAGGGCCUGAAGGUUUGUUAGUUGGUUUUUUUUUGUGGGGUGGGGGGGUGGGGGGGAGUGUUUCUACGAUUUGAUCCUUUCUUUAUUUUUAUUUUUUUUACAUUUUACUUUUUAUGAUGUAUUUGCAUACAAGAAAGAGUAUACAGUGUUACCAAUGUCUAAUAAAAUAUGUGACAUAUAUAGUAGUAAAAAAGGAAGGAGCGCACUCUACCAUAAAACAGGGUGCUAAACUGAGCUAGGGCCAGCACAACCCACAUAGAAAGUAUAAGUUUGACAAAGACCUGAGUGCAGGUCGAAACGUUGCUGUGCACUUGAUGUUCCAUUAAAUUCUGCUUAUUUUUUCUUUUUAUACGUCAUAUAUAGUAGUAACCUUGGUUAUACCUAAUUUUUAGAAUGAACCAGGUGUCCCCUUUCGAGCAGAAAAUGUAUGGGUUUUUGGUAUAUCAGUCAUUUUCUCUGCUUGUAAAUCUCAGAAAUCCUUCUUUCAAUCCAUAAUAGGCCUUUAGUAGUGUUUUUUUAUUUAUUGCAUUUCAUGUCCAAUUUGUAGCAUUUUCAAACCAAUUACAUUUUUUGAUGGGAAAUGGCCAAAACAAUUCUUAUACAGAAACCUAUUUCUUAAUAUAUGCAAAUAUUUAGUGUAGAUGGCACCAUAUGGCAUUGUUGUGUUUCAGCGGCAGUUUACCAUAAACAAGCAGGCAAUAGGUUUCACGGAUUAAAAAUAGCAAAUGAUAUACAUCCAGUCUGCCAUGACAGUUUUAUAAUAUUACCGGUAGUUAUUCUGCACACAUAUUUCUGAAUCGUAUAACUUGUUCUCUAUUAGAGGAACAUGUAGGCUAGAACCUUAAAGGUUCUUAAAUUUACUCCGCUGUUUAUAAACGGUUCACUUUGGAAGCCAAAACCUACUCAGAAAUAAGACGCAUCUAUUGAUUUCCUUUUUUUGGGGGGGAGGGGGAGUGGUCUUCCAUCUGUAGUCAUGUGAUACCAGGACAACAAGUAUGACCCAAGCAGCAUAAUCGGCUGUAACAAACAUGUUACACCUAAUGUAUUUGAGUACCUGGAGACAUCUUGCCCUGUUUUAAUGCUACUUUAAUUGUUAGCCAAAUAAAAAGUGAUGGGAUACACACGGUUUUCCUUUCUAGAUUGUGGCACAUGGGACUAUAUAUCUUUGCUCAUGCACAAUAUUUUGCAUGCUUGUUGAACUAAUUUCUUGAUAUAUUCAUUUUGCAGGCAGACACUUUGAAGGAGCGCUAUCAGAAGAUUGGUGACACAAAAAGAAACACUCCAGUUGAGGUUCUUUGUGAGAACUUCCCAGGUGAGGGGAAUGUAUUAACCAACGAGAGCACUUUGAUCCUGGGUAGGAUGUUCUUCUUUGGUUGUUUAGAAGCCAGAGUCCCUUCCAGUAUUGUGCUUUACAAUAUAGUCCUGCAGGUUUUCAGUAACCGUGUGCCUGUUGGAUCAGUUGAGGUAGUGGACCUGCUUUGUUUUAUGAAGACCAAGUUUGUACCAUGAUGGACUGGAUUGAUAACUUUGGCACUUCAGAUCUGUAGAAAUGACACUCCAUACAUGAGGUUAUAUAUGGGAUAGUGUGGGUAUGCCUACACAAUGUUUGUGUAUAUGUAUGUAUAUAUCAAUGGAAGAGUGUGGGUAGAACUGUGUGUAUGAAAGGUGGGUAUGGCUGACUGUGUGUAUGGUAAAUAUGGGUAUUGUUACCUGUAGGUAUGGGGUAAUGUCAUAUGGCCAACUGUAUGUCUUUAAUGUAUGGAAGAACGUGGAUUUGGCUGCUUAUCUAUCUGUGUAAGAGUGUGUGAUCGUUGCAGCAUGAAUAGCCACUGGUGUAAUACUGUGAAAAUAGUUUGUUUUUCCCUUUUAAUUUAGUAGUUCACAUGUACUCAAACAUCUAAUAUCGCUUCCUUCCUCCAGAGGAGAUGGCUACUUACUUGCGAUACGUGAGGCGGUUGGAUUUCUUUGAGAAGCCAGAUUAUGAUUAUCUACGGACACUUUUCUCUGAACUCUUUGAACGGAAGGGAUACACCUUUGACUAUGUUUACGAUUGGGUUGGCAGGCCAAUUGUAAGUAAACAUAAUGGACAAAUGAGACAGGGCUGUCUCAAAUAUUUAAUGUGAUAUUUUAUAUAUAUAUAUAUAUAUACAUAUAUAUAUAUUAUGCAUUUAGGGUUUCUCUGCUUAUUGUUUUAGCCAUGGAGACAGCAUGUAUUUAUUUUUAUUCUUUUCUUCAGCCUACCCCAGUGGGAUCCGUCCAUGUAGAUUCUGGGACUUCCGCGAUAACUAGGGACAGCCAUGGGCACAGGGAGAGACCGUCCCAAACACAGCCUCUUAGGAACCAGGUCAGUACUUUUUUGAUCUUUGAUCGCAAGCUUUUCAUACCAUGGUAUGCUAUUGGUAUGCCUAUCUUGGCCGCUUUACCUAUCAUUAACCUCCUUUGCUGCCAAAAGGAGUCCCUUUCGGUAGCAUAGGCAUUUUUUUUGUUUGUUUUUUGUGUUUUUUUUCUAUUCCAUGAAAGGUUUUUCACACCUUUCCUAACCUUUCUUACCAAGGGCCACAUUGUUCCCUGGGUUCAUAAAAGGCAUCAGUCUGCUGAUUGGAACAGUUGAGCAAGGUUGUGAGAGACUGGAGAUUACAUUUCAGACCUGUCAGUGAAAACACAAAGGGAUUUACUGUCUUGUCAAUUCCCCACAAUGAUGUAAUUAAGUAGUAGCUAUUUGUUUCAGUGUCCCACUGUUUCAUGAAAUUGUAUGAGUAAAGUUUUCUCCCUCCAUACUACCUGUUUUACUCUUGCCUUUAUUAAUGCAGUAUAAUAAUUUUACUGAUUUAUGGUCAUUGAAUCAGCAAAAUUGUCACUUCUCUAUAUUUUGCAUUACACAGUAGCCAACUAAUGGCAAACUAUGUGGUUAUUUUUUUUCCCCUUCAAUGCAUGCCAGCCCUACCAGUCACAACCAGAGUAAAUUUCAAAUUUAAGCUUGUGGUGCCAUAUAGCAGGGCAGUCCGAUUACCCUAUCUACGGUACAUAAUUGUUCCUAGUUUGGUAUUGCUGCCAUGUAAAAAGAAUCCAGCUUUUGUGUGUUAAGGCAAAAAGCUCAUUGUUACCCCCAUCUGCCUUCUUUAAAUAGCUCCUAUAAAGCAUGUGUUUAUUCUGUAUGCGUACUGGUUGUAACAGUUGCAUUCUUUGCUGCUUUAAAAAACAAAAUCCGUAAACCUUGUCGGAAACUUCUACUGCUUCCAUAAAAAAAUAGUUUUACAGUCCCAGGGGUUUCUCUGUGUUUGAUUAUCUGUCACUUGCGACAUUAGGAUGUUACUCUGACUACAGCAGAGGACAACCCUGACACUGUCACAGAGAUACUUAACUCAUCUGAUGUGAUGGUUCUACUGUUUACAAUUGUAUAAUUUAUUCUCCUCCAUCUCCCAGUUCUGGAUACUGGCUUCCUCCUAGCUAUGUGCAGUUAACAUUAUUGACUGCCCUUAAAUAAUCUGCUGUUUGUGAGGUUAACUGUCAAUCAUUACAUUUUGUACUUUAAUUGCAUGCUUCUUGCAGAGCAGUGGUUGGUACCUAAUGUCAGCCAAUCACAAAGCAGCAUAUAUAUUGGUAUUGUCUGCACCAAUCACUGCAUGAUGCUUUGUUGGAGUUCCUUGCUGAACUGGCUAGCAAUCAUAGUCACUCUAAUAUGGCAUUGCUUGACAAUAAAUUAACCCCAAACUUUACCCUCACUUCCCCAGUUAUUACUCAUUCACUGCUGCUACCAUGUGACUAUGCAAUGCAAUAGACAAUUAAUUGUGAUCAAUAACAGUACCUUUAAAGAAUUAUAGGUUCACUAGAGAGUUCUUUAUAUUAUAAUCAAAUUAAGAUAACUUUGUGUUUAUUAAAAAAAAUGAUGUUAAUACAUUCAAAAUUAACUCAAAGAAGGCAAAGCAAACAGUUACACAAACUAAGGAGAACUUAAAUAAAACAUUUAAAUCCCCAAUUUAAAAACCCCAAAGAUUGUGGGAACUUUUAAACUUGUAGUUUCCUGGAGUCCUUGCUGAUGAGGUUAAACAAAAUACCAGGGUCUAACUAUCCGGAAACAUCACAAUAUAUAACAAUUCUGUCUCUCUAAACCAUUCCAUUUCAAGUCUUGUGUUCCGAUUAGAGGCUUGAACCAAAGGUGUAUGUUUGCAUGAAAAUACGUAGAAACUCUUCAAACCUGGCAUAAAGAUAUAUCAAUCAUUAUUUUCCAGCUUUACUUACCGUAGUUGUAAAGAAGGCUGGGUUAUUAAUUUACUGUCCAUUGUUAUUAGAUAUCCCCUUAUUUAACAUUAUCAUGACCAGUUUGGAUUCACAGAUGUUUUUUGCAGGAUAAAUAUCGGAGUCCAUUUGGAGUUUUCACUCCACAUAAUCGAUUUUUUAAUAAUACCUUGUGAUCUUUUUUUUUUUUUACCCGGGUGAUUGAUUUUUCUAGUGUGCUUUUACAUGUCAUUCCUUAUCUAGAUCUGUAUGCACUGGGUAAGGAUUGAAGAAUGCCUCAAACACCCACUGCUCAUUUUAAUUUCGAAAAACAUGUUUUUUGGUUUUUUUUUACUCUUACACACUUGAAAUGAAUAAAAUCAUGCUCUGUGCCUGAAAUUUCCUGUUAAUUUAAUGUUUCGAUUGUGAUUAUAGAAUAGCAGAAUAUCAUUGCUCAUUAAGACGUUAAUGUGGAUUAGGAAAAUAGGCUGCAGUUUCUCCAUAGCCUGUAUUUACAGCUUGGUGGUGGAUUCUGAUCAGCGGCAAGAGCCAGUUCAUCACAGUGAUUAAUUAAUUUACCCAAUGAAUCGUCCUGUUAGAACAGCUACUCCAUCCCAGCUUGAGUGGAUUUACGUUCCUUGUUAAUCAUAUUGGCGUCACUUCCAUUUGUUUUCUUUAAAGCACAGAUCGAUGGAGAAAAUAUACUUUAUUAGUUUGGAUAAAAAGAUUAUCAUUGUAGCUCAUGUUUAACAUGUACACACCAUGCCAUUUGUAUAUACUCUUGGACAGGGGAGUAAUGUAUAUGAAAUUAGUAUUUAUAGUAAGGUGGCUGAACCGAUUGCCUUACCCUUUUUCAUGUAAAUUUGCAAUUACUGAAUUUAUCAUCACAGUAGAUUCUUAUCUGCUUCCGGAGAUGACGACAUUGCAUGUCUGGGAGGUACAGAUCCUCUUCAUCAAUUCAGUGUAUUUAAAAUUUGAGACAUUGCAGGCCCUGGUCAAUACAUUUUUAUUUUUAAAUCUUUCAGGUGGUACUGCACUAAAAUCAAUCAUGCAGAGUAAAUUAAUUUGGGGAAAGCACACCUGUGAAAACCCACAAUUUGUUGCAAAUUCCUGGUAUCGCAAGGGAACCAGAAGAGUACUCUGACCAAAUCUUUGUCCUCUCUCUGGGAUUUAUGGGAUAUGUAGUUUAAGCUGUCAUAAGUUCCUUCAUUUAUGAAAAUCAUUGUAUACAAGUAAAAGAAAAUGUGGGCUUGUAUGUCCUGAAAGGAGCAGAGAUUUUACACCCAUCUACAAAAUAUUGGGGUUCCCUUGCAAGUUUGAGAUUUAAAUGGAUACUUCAAGUAUCACAGCCAUAACCGCUUAUUAUAUUGAAUAUGGUGAAAGGAGUCUUUGGAUUUAGUCACGUUAGGUUUUAUUAAAUUAUAUUCAUAUUCAAGCACAAAAACUGACCUUCCUGGCACUCAAGGCACACCUUGUUUACUUCACUUCUGCAUUCAGUGUAGACAUUUGUGGAAUCUGGACAGCAGGCUAAAAUGAUUAUGGUGCUUAGUGUCCUUUUAAUCAUUCCCAGGAUUAACUUAGCCAGGUAUUAGGCUAAUUAUUCAGAACAGCAGUGUUUGGAUGGUUUAAUUUAUUUGUAUCUCAUAGCUGUCAGUUUCUCUCCAGUCUCUCAUCUCCCUUGUCGGGCCUAUUCAGGUAUUCUUAAGGCCCUAUAAAUACACAGUAUCUAAGAACUGUUAUAACCUUUUAAUUGCGUUUUAGAAGUUACUACACAUUGACUGAUACUUUUGGGUUCCUUAAGAGGAAUGCAUUUUGUAUUGGGUUAUUUUGUAACUUAUAAUAUGCUUGCUUUGCUUUGCCCGGCCCUCUCGUGUCAAGGUAGCUGCUGAUUGCACAUAUGGCUCCCAUUGGCACUGAGACAGCUGGAUUCUGUGCUUGCAGCAUGCGGUCACAGCUUGGCUUUCUACCCACCGCCACUAACAGUGCUCUGUUUCCAUUGCUUUGGCCUGGCUGAACCCCUCCUUCCCUCUCAAAUCCUUCCUCUCCACCACACCUCGCAAACGCAUGCUUCCUAACGCCUCUGCGCAGACGGGCGCUCCAGAUCGUCGAGGAGCUUGGGAAUUACAGGCCAGCCGGCAGGCCCACCCCGCUUACCUGGCACCUCACCUGGCAUCUGACCGGCAUGGGGGAUCUGUUCAGGUAUUAGACAUUUCAAAUGGGAAUAUUUUGUUAUUUGUAGUAAGUGUGACGAUGACUAACAAAGUCCUGAUGUGAUUGUAGAUUUAACCUGUGAACCACAAUAUUUAAUUUGCAUUCAUAUCAUCCCUGUGUGCUUGGGCAUAUGGUUAUAUAUUUUUUUUUUUUUUUACCCAACCACAAAUGAGUGUCACAUUGGAGCAUAGGAGUCCCAUUCAUUAAAACAAAACAAAAAAAACUUUAAUAAAAAUCUUUCUUACAACAUAAUCCAUUGUACAGCUCAGGACAAAGCCACCUAAAUGUGACCUGUUGUCCGAAAGAUAUACAAACAAAACAAUUACAGAAAUCAUCCAGGAAUUACGGAAUGCUCUAUAUGUUGAAAUGUUGGCAUUUUAAAAUUCAAGUCAAAAUCAGUGAACUACAAAGAAUUGUCAGCUUCGGCUACGAUAUUAGUUAAGCUAUUUUGGCCUUGAAAUAUUGAAUUCCGUUGGAACCCCUGACCGUUUAUACUUAAGUAAAAACUGCAUCUUUCUUGAGAUGGAGUUCUCCCCAUUUAUUCCAAAUAUUCUUUUCCAGACACGCUUUUCCAUACCUCAUUUCAAAUGGACAAAGGGCAGGGCUGUUCUGAGAAAUAUUCAGUGAUUUACUAAUAACUUGUAUAUCUACAAUGUUAUUUAGAACAUGAACAGUUAAUCUUAUUUACACAGACUGAUUUCUAAACACAUUUAUUGUAGGUAAGACACAUUGCUAUAAGUAUUAUUGCUGUGGAGCUCUGUUAUGCACUCACAGAGCAACAAUACAAAGCUCCUAGAAAAGAGGGAUUUGGGCUCAAAAUAGGGGCACUUGGGAGGUAUGUUGUUUAAGCCGUUAGAAUAUGCGAGUUCCAUGUGGACUCUAGUUGUGGUUCUUUAGUUUGGGAGUCUUAUCAGUGCAUGUUUAGUAGUAGACACACUUAGAAUAGAUUUUAUUGUAGAAUUUCAGUAUUGUUUCUAAAAACCAUUCUCAAGGAACCUUUUAAUUUUGACAAACUAUAGAAUAGUUGACAUCACUUGCUUACAGGCAUCUGGUACUCUGUCCAUUGUGUACAGCUAAAUUUGAUUUUGAGUUGAUAUGUUAUUAAACUGAGUGUUGUGUGAGCUCGAUAAAGGUUCCAAGAUACUGGUUUGAGAUUCACAUCUGUAGUUGAGCAUUCUAAAUCUGUAAACUGUCCAUUCUCAAUUAUAAGUAAAUGUUUUCAACCCACAGGUAAUGAGUUCAACAAAUGGACAGCUGAAUGCCGACGACCAAACAGGAGGUCACUCCAAUGCACCGAUCACAGCGCAGGCCGAGGUGGAGGUUGUGGAGGAAGCUAAGUAUGUGCCCCUACUCUGUCACAAGACCACAUCCCAUGCCUGCAUGUCUCACUUGUGUAUCCUUUCCUGUCUUCCUCAUUUUCCCCACAUUUCCAUCUUGUGCCUUGGUCGUCUACACCCAUUUACACCCACCUCCUUUAUUGCAGCCGCUUAUGCAUGCGGAUGCUGAGAUUCCUUCGCAAAGUAUAUCAGAUUGUAAUUGGCACCAUUGUCCCAGCAGAUACAGUCUUGCACUCAGCUCACACUAGUCCUCGCAAAGCAAGUAGCCCAUACUUGUGCUUUCUUCAUCCUAUUGAGUUUUAUUGCUGUGUCCAACAGAUUUCUCAUUCUGCUGUCAAGAGGCACUUUGUAGUGUUUUGUAGAUUUUUUUUUUAUAUAUAUAUAUUUUUUUUAAAUUUUAUUUAGUUCAGCUUUGUUCCAGGUUUUAAAAAACAAAAACAAACGAUGGGAUAAAACAUGCGUUUAUGGGUUCUAAUUCUUAAACCAUUCACUACGCAAAAAACAUUAAAUUCCUCAGAACCUUACAAAGCACCCUGUAGUGUACAUCUUUCUUGACUAUGUUUAACCUCUGUUUUGGGAAAGGUGUUUAAGUAAAUGUGACCUAUACCUUGUGCUGGCAAAAUUACAAAGAAAUGUGAAACCAAAUUGAUUUUAAUUUUUCACCUCACUAUAACCUAAUCAUCCCAACCUCGUUUAAUAAAUGAACGGCUGCACAGGAGAGUAUUUUUCUUAAGACGUCGGCUGAUUUUAGUAGAGGUGGCUGAGGGCAAAAUACAGUUCUGUUAAUUGCUAAAUUUGCAACUUGCCAGUACUGUUGGUGAACAUUUAGUUCAAGAUCAUAAAUGACCUACGAUUUUCACAUAUUGUGACUCUCUUUUGGCCUUGCUGUCCAUCAUGCCUCGUUAUGGUUUCCUUGCUGCUUAAAAUAUAUUCAUUUUUCCCCUUGAUCUUAUUCUUUGACAUCAAUGCAAUAUGAUGCACAUGCUUGCAUUCUGCUAUCUUUCCUGCCUCUGUAACCAAUUGAGAGGCACCUUGUUAAAUAUGAAGCUUUAUAUGUUUUAUCUCAAGGAGAACAAACUUGAUUAUGCAUGUUAAAUGAAGUGAGAACAAUUAGGGACCGAGGUGUUUGCAGCUGCUAGCCUUUGAUCUGGUGUAAUUGGCCAUAAAUCAAAGCGGCAAAGUCUAGAAAUAUUAACAUAAGUAAAUGUGUUUUUAUUAGAGUAUUGGGUAAUGCCAUAAAAUGUGCUAGAAUUAGAUUGGCAGAACACGGUACCAAAGCUUUCUUCUUUUAUAUAUAACUAGAGGUUUGCUGAUCUGAAGAUCAUUUAACCACUUUAGACUCUGUGAUUACAUUUUGUGUCUUUUUAUUUUUCUUCUGUUGUGUUAAUGGUUUAGCCUGAGUGUAUAUAUGGACAGCCCCAGCCUUCGUUAACCUUGAUGUAGAGUCCCACUCUUAUUAAUCAGCAGCAUGCUGUUUGCAUGGCUACAUCCCUCAUCCCCCUCCUCAUGUCUCUUGGGUGUAUUAAUAUUUUUCUUUCUCUCUCUGUCUUUUAACACACUCUGUAGCUGCGUGAAAAUGCUCAACAUGUGGUGAGUCUCUCUCUCUGCUGAACACACACCAGGGAGAGGACCUCCUAAUCAGGAAAUGGUCCAUGGUAUUAAUGCUAGCUUCCUGGUACUCUACUCCCUGUUAGACAGUCCAUCCACUGAUUAGCUAAAUCAUUUACUUGGAACCCAGAAAGCGGGAGUGUUGCUGGAAGAGGCAUGCAGUGUGAAUUCAUUUUGUAUUAUUUUAUUUAUUUUUCUUCUUCUUGUUUUGAUAUAUUGGGUUUUUUUGUUUUGUGUCUGUCCAAUCCUCAUGUAUAUUUUGCAUGAUCUGUGACUGUCUGACUCCUCUGUUCUUGCAAUAUGUCUCUAUGUAUGUAUGGCCUCUGUCUGCUACCAGACAAACAACACUUUAGAGCAAUUUUCUCACAUUUCAAAUCAGAUUUUCCAUUUAUCUUUGAUAGAUAUCUUGAAUAUUAGAUUGUUUCUUAUAGCAUAGGUUGCUAAACCUUAACGCCUUCACUGCCAUCUCCAUGUAAAAACAAGUGGGUAUGGAUCAAACAGGUCAGCUAUAUUUACAUCCUUUACCCUAAUAUUUAUUAAAGAGAAAACAUCACUGACCAGAUUUUUUUUUAAUAUUAUCUGGAAUGUUUGCCCUGGCUUUGCCUCUCCCAAUCUUGGUUAUGUAAUUUGCUAAUUAUUUAAUAUAAAUAUAGAAUAAAUUAAAGCACCUCAUGAAAAAGUUAUCACAAUUUCUAUGUGAUUUUAAAUGUUUUAUUCAGUGAUGCAAUUCCAGAGUAGAGACAGUUACCCUUUUUACUACUCCAGUGGUUGUGAUUACCUGGCUGGGGUGAAUGAUUUCUAUUUCUUUCGUUUGGUUUUUUUAUUCUAAAAUAGUGGCUAAAAAUAUUUUACAUUUUAUUUCUUCUAAUAACCCACUAAAGUUCCCUUUGGUCCCCCUACCAUCCCUCUUCUAAUAGUUUCAUUGAGAACCUAAAAGUAACUGUCCCGGCUCUCCUAUUAAGAGGGCUUCCAAGCCUUCAGGUUAUUAAAAUACUGUAUAACAUAACAUUUUGGAGUUAGAUCAAGUUUUUGUAGUGCCUACACUGUUCCUUUAAUAUAUCCUUUUAAAUAUACAGCAGUGACACCUCAUGGUGCAUCACAGAACUGCACUUUGGGAACAAAUAUGCAUUGAAAAUAAAUCCAGUUGUGUCAAAGUAGUGUAGUUAAUCAGAAUUAAAAUAGGUGCUGCUGCUGAACUACCUUAUAUGCAAUAAGCUAAUAAGGUUUAAGGUGUUUGGAGGUUUGUUUGUUUUUUUCCGCAGCACUGAAUAAAGUUUGGGGAUAUGUACCUAUUUAAAAUGUAGAUGUGCAAUUUCAUGUUUAAUAUGUUCCCCUUUUCAUCUGAUCCUUGUAUGACACAUUAUAUGUUUACAUCAAGUUGUAGGCUGUCUCUAAUAUUCCCUCCAUAUGUUAAUCAGUGCCCUCUGAUAUGGGUAUAAAGGACCACGUCUCCAUCAGGGCUCUUUAGCAAACAAAGAAUUGUGGAACGUUGAUCAGGGGACCAAGGCAGUUGAGCUAGUAAAAGUUAAGAUGCGGAAUUCUUCCUAUUCAGUGAUUCCAGUUGCCAAUUCUCAAUCAUUCCUCCUCAUUACUGAUAUUGGUGGUCUUUCCUUUGUCUGCGCAUGCACACAGCUGCACUGUGAAUGAUGAUCCACAUGGUUGUAUCUUUUAAAAGCCCUUUAACUAAAAUGUGAAUCUGGAUCGCAUUUUAAAAACAGGACAUCCGUCAACAGUUUAUUUUCAGAAUUACUUUCAAGAUGUCCAUCCUAAUAAUAGUGUAGUCAAGGCUAGCCCAACCAUUUAUGCAAACAAACGAACUCAAAAAGGAAGUAUGAUGUAGUGAAUCCUGUAACUGUAAGCACUGUACAAUUUCAUCCUAAGUUAUAAGGUUUAAACACAUUGUACUGUUUUACACUGACCUAGGUCUAUCACAAUCGGUCAUCUGACCUGCCUACUUUUGUCCAUAUCACAGUUGAAAGAUGUCACAAACAUGGCCACUCCACGCAUGCACUUGACUUGUCUCAUUGGGUGCAAGUAAAAAUCAUUUCUUCUCUCUCAUAAUUCAAAGAAAAGUGUCUUAUUAGAUAGGACUCAUGGCUACACUGAUGAGUUUGUCAGAUAUGGACAGCAAGGCUUUCUGUGGGGGGGGAGCAGGAAAAAAAAAUUGUUUUUACAAAAUGUUGUGUGAAAAUAAAUGCUUUGGUAGGUGUCUGUGUUGGCAAUGUGAGACAGUGCAGAGUGUUUUUGGAUGGGUGUCAGUGUGGUGUGUGUAGGUGUUAGUGCAGUUUGAGUUGUUGAAUGUUUGUGUGUAAUUGUGUACAUGUCAGUGUAUGAACAUUAUUGUGUAGUAUAUACUAUGGUUAAUUGUUUUGAGUGUCUGUGUGCAUUAACAUGUAACUAUACUUUUUUAAUAUGCUGAAAAUUACUCCUAUACUAAUAGUGACUAUGCUUCGUGUAUGAAGCUUUUUAACCCCUUAAUGCUGUUCUAUGACUUAUUUAUUUAUUUUAUUUUUUUUUAACCCUGUGCUCAUCUGAGAAUCUCACUGGGCUCUUUUAAUUAGUUUGCUAUCUGGAAGGCCACACUUGGAUAGCCUUUUAUCUUAGUAUUUCACUAUAAUUUAUUAUCCAACUGCCCUUUGUAUGAGUUUCCAUUUAGUAUUGGAUACAGUGUUGGUGACAUUUUCAUAUAGACUUCUUUUGUAUUCUAUGAUCGAAGGUAUGAAUGGUGGGCAGCUCAUAGCUCGUCGUUGUCACUGGUUUACAAACAAAUACUGAAAUGGAUUGUUUUUUGUCGUUCUCACCGUUGAAAGUUGUACACAAACAAGGCCACUACAGGCAUGCACUUGACUUGUCUUAAAACUUGUGUUAAAAAGCACUAAGCCUUUGUACUGAAUACAAAUGACUGAUAAAAUUCCCUAAUUAAAACCACCUACACCUAUCCUGAAAUUAAAGCUGCCACCACCUAGACAUUAGACAUUUAGGUUAUCUUCACCAAAACUAAAUUUAGUCUGAGAAUAUUUAUAUAUAUAUAUAUAUAUAUAUAUAUAUAUAUAUAUAUAUAUAUAUAUAUAUAUAUAUAUAUAUAUAUAUAUAUAUAUAUAUAUAUAUAUAUAUAUAUAUAUAUAUAUAUAUAUAUAGGCACCAUUGUUUUUACAUGUGUGUGUAUAUAUGUCCCUUUGGUAAUGUGAUUCUUCUUAAACCAGACAGACAGAACUUAAUAAAGUUCUGAACAAAUACAGUUUAUAUAUCAUAUUUUCCAGAAUAUAUAUGCUGUAUAUAUUAAUAGAAAUGUAGAGAAAGGGAAAAAAACUUUCAAUGUCUUACCACACUUUAGUGUAUCUUGUGCACCCUUUAAUAUCCCCUGCAGUAAAUCCUGAACUGAUGGCAGUGGUCAAGAACCGGUUUUGGAUCUGUUAGCCAGAAACACAAGGACCCCCUAAAGUGAACACUGACCUGGCUUUCUCCACCCCACAAUUCAGGCAAAAAUGAGUCUUGAACAGAGCUGUAUACAUAUUGCACACCAUAAAUUGAUGAUUAAACAUUAUUAUGCAGCUUGCCUAAGACAAAUAUAACUGUGUGUUGGAUAGUACGUUAGUAAAUUAGUACGAUCUCAACCAAACUUUGUCAAAUCACAAUAUUGUUCACCUCCCCCUGCUGUCCUUUCCCUUGCUGUAUAGUGUCCGCAUGUAAAAUAACUGUGUACAUCACCUCUCAUUCCUUCAUAUCGUAUCUAUAACAUAUACUGUACAUUUCAUUCUCCAGAGUGGUCUUCCAGUGUUCAGAGAAAAAGUCCACUAAACCAUGUCUAACUGUGGUAAUAUAGAGCAAAACACACAUUUCAUACAAUUUAAAUAUGCAUCCUAAUAGAUAGAUUUGGAAGACAGACCUGUUCUAUUCGAUGCUACCUUUCUGUAACUUCACAAAGGAAUUGAUGUCACCAAAUGCCAAUCAAUGUUGUUCCAUUCUGCCAUUGUGAUUGGUAACGCCAAGCCGAUAAUGGCAAUCCAUACAAACAGGGUUAUUCAACCAUCCAGGAAAUUUAGUUUGAUACCAAAACAGUGAAAUGGGGGGGAGGGAGGAGAAUGUCCAACUAUGCUUUUUUCCAGAUCAGCUAUUUUAUUCUAACAUUUUCAGUUCACCAUUUAGUUCCCAGUUCUGUGAAUAGCCCUGACUGUUUUACUUGCUGGUUCUGUUAGUGAAAAUGUACUAAAAAUGAUGGCAGGUAGCAACAUUUCACUUCCUUGGGGAUCAUGGGAUCAUAUGUGCAAAUGAGCAAGGUGCUUUGGUAAAUAGUUGUGUAUGUGGUUUUUUUUUUUUUCUCCCACUCCAAAGUAGCUGUUCACUAAGGUCCAUCUAGUCUGAAAGGUGGAGAUACCUAGAUUCCCCUAGGUAGAACAUAUCAGAUUUUUUUACUUGUGCCAUUGUGAAUUGUUCCAUUUAGCUUGCCAAUUCCUGUUAUGGAAAUGUGGCAUCAAGUUAUUUGCAGACAACACUUUCAGGGUUAUUCUCUAAAGUGAUUCUGAGUGAAUUUCAAAUUUAAGGUCAAAAUUGCUGAACUGGAAAAAUUCUGUAAUUCAACUAUGCUUCCUGUUUGAUUACGGUAGCUUUAACGGGACACUAUAGUCACCAGAACAACUGGAGCUUACAAAUAGAAUGUAUAUACAAAUGGCAGAGGAGUAUAGCUGAUAAACACAAUACCAUAAUGUAAAACUGUAAAUGAACAAUAAAACUGCGCCAAUAAAGUUAAACUCACAAGAUGUAGAUAGUAAGAACGCCUUAGGUUGCCUCCCUUUAGAUGUUUGGGGUGUAUCCAGAACUCCCUCUCAGCCGGUUGGUGGUGUCGCCACAAUAUGGAAGUCUGUACUCAGGAAAUUGUAAAAAAUAUCUGCUUUAUUGCAUAAAUAUAAAAGGUAAAAAAAAAAAAAAAAAAAAUGGUCCAACAUAAAAUGAUGCCACAUAAAAGGAAGGACUGGGGGAGUGACGGGUUAUGUUGCUAUUUUGUCCUUUUGUUUAGGAUAUUUCAUAUUUACAAUUUGUUUUUACUAUUGGGUCCCUGAGGAAGUCUUUUGUUAGACUAAACAUGUUGGACCAUAUUUGUUUUUACGACAAGCCCAAUGAUGGGAAAAAAAUGGCUGCCGAUAACAUGACCUAAAAAUUCAGUCUAAUCUUACUUCCUUUGUCCUCCUCAUUUUUCACUACCACAUAUUUAUCUGUUCUGUCUACAUUUUACUGUUUCUUGCUAUACAGCUAUAUAUGAAUUUUUUACUUUAUUUACAACCAUCAGUUAAGCAAUUAUGCCAUUUUGGCGCCGUUUUAAAAACACAUCAGCUGUUUCACUCCCUUUAUAAACCCAGACCUGCCAGGUUAUGUUCUCUGCAUUUCCACUUGAAAAAGCCUGCUAGCGAAACGCGUUGUGGACAUUUUAAACUGUAUUGUAUUUUAUUCAAGGUAUUUUGGUCACUUCCUCACUGUGCGUUGCCAUUUAUUUAUUUAUUUAAAAAAAAUAUAUAUAUAUAUAUAUAUAUAUAUAUAUAUUAUUUUAUUUUACCUGGCUUCUGGGUUUUAUCCUGUUCCAGUGCGAUAUUACUCCAAAGAAUCUUAGGUGGGGAUUAUACCACUCAAGCCCUGUACACUGAGCAGUCCUCCUGCUCAUGUAAAUGUGAGUAACCACUUUAUAUUUUAUUUUCUGUUUCCUGAUUUUAAAUAGAGAGCGCUAUUGCUGUUCCUUUUUAUUUUCAUAUGACCCUUCCUUAGACAAGACAUUACCUCACGAAUCGUAUAAGUGGGGUUUAUACCACUGUAUGCACUUCAUACUAGAGCUAGUCAAUUAGCUCUAUAAAACGGGAGUAGGAUCAUAUAAGACUUUUACCAGAAUAACACCUGAUUGUUGAAUAUACUGCAACAUUAGUUGUCUUUUAUUUCCACAUACGGAAUGUAAGCACAUCUUCAACUUACAGAGCUGUUAUCCCAUAUUCUACAUUUUUGUUGGCUUCUACAUACAGUCCCUCAAAAGACAUUCUUGAACUCUACUACUGGACUUUUAAUCACUUAGACUAUAUUAUUAUUAUUUUUAUCUACUUUGCACUUUAUUACUGGCGCCGCCUAUCUACUACCCUCUACCCUAUUGCUUUGUCUACCUGUAAGGCAUUCUGAGGGAGCCUUACUAACCUGGUUUGCUGCCCAAUUAUCCAUUGUUUUAUCUGUACCAAUACCUUGAGCACUGACUCAUCUCUACCUUUUUUCCCUUUGAUAUGUUUUUUACCUUUUAUACUUUUAUGAAAUAAAGCAGAUAAUUUUUACCAUUUUCUGAGUCCGGACUUCCAUAUUGUGGCAAUACCACCAACCAACUGAAACAUAGAAUGUGACCGCAGAUAAGAACCAUUCGGCCCAUCUAGUCGGCCCAAUUUUCUAAAUACUUUCAUUAAUCCCUGGCCUUAUGUUAUAGUUAGGAUAGCCUUAUGCCUAACACACGCAUGCUUAAACUCCUUUACUGUGUUAACCUCUAUCACUUCAGCUGGAAGGCUAUUCCAUGCAUCCACUACCCUCUCAGUAAAGUAAUACUUCCUGAUAUUAUUUUUAAAACUUUGUCCCUCUAAUUUAAGACAGUCCUCUUGUUGUGGUAGUUUUUCUUCUUUUAAAUAUAGUCUCCUCCUUUACUGUGUUGAUUCCCUUUAUGUAUUUACAUGUUUCUAUCAUAUCCCACCUGUCUUGUCUUUCCUCCAAGCUAUACAUGUUAAGAUCCUUUAACCUUUCCUUUUUUUUUUUUUUAUCCUGCAAUCCAUGAACCAGCUUAGUAGCCCUUCUCUGAACUCUCUAAGGUAUCAAUGUCAUUCUGGAGAUAUGGUUUCCAGUACUGUGUAAAAUACUCCAAGUGAGGUCUCACCAGUGUUCUGUACAAUGGCAUGAGCACUUCCCUCUUUCUACUGCUAGUACCUCUCCCUAUACAACCAAGCAUUCUGCUAGCAUUUCCUGCUGCUCUAUUACAUUGUCUGCCUACCUUUAAGUCAUGAGAAAUAAUCACCCCUAAAGCCCUUUUCCUCAGAUGUUGAGGUUAGGGCUCUCUCAAAUAUUCUGUACUCUGCCCUUGGGUUUUUACGUCCACCUUAUAAUAAAUAUAUUAAAGAGAAUGGGUCCAAGUACAGAUCCCUGAGGUACCCCACUGGUGACAAGCCCAUGCUUCGAAUAUACUCUAUUAACUACAACCCUCUGUUACCUGUCACUCAGCCACUGCCAUACUCGUUCAACAAUAUUGGAAUCCAAACUUAAAGAUUGCAAUUUAUUGAUAAACCUUCUAUGUGCAACAGUGUCAAAAGCCUUACUGAUAUCUAGGUAAGCAAUGUCUACUGCACCAACCUGAUCUAUCAUUUUAGUUACCCAAUCAAAAAAAUCAAUAAGAUUAUUUUGGCAUGAUCUCACUGAAGUAAACACAUGUUGUCUCUGAUCUUGAAAUCCAUGUGAUUUUAGAUGUUAAACAAUCCUAUCCUUUAACAUGGUUUCCAUUACUUUCCCCACUACUGAAGUAAGGCAUACUGGCCUAUAGUUGCCCAACUCCUCCCUACUACCUUUCUUGUGAAUGGGCACACCAUUCACUAACUUCCAAUCUUCUGGGACUACUCCUAUUAACAAUGAUUGGUUAAAUAAAUCUGUUAAUUGGUUUGCUAGUACACCACUAAGCUCUUUUGAUAACUUUGGGUGUAUUCCAUUGGGUCCCACUGACUUAUUUGUCUUUACUUUUGACAGUUGAAAUAGAACCUCUUCCUCUGUAAACCCACAUGUAGCAAAUUACUAAUUUGUCCUUUUUCCUAACUGAGGCCCCUUUCCUUCCUUUUCAUCUGUAAAUACUGAACAAAAAUAUUCAUUGAGGCAGUCAGCUAGACCUUUAGUCUCGUCUACAUACGUUCCUUUUGGUUUUAAUCUAACUUAUCCUUGUUUUACUUUCCAUUUUCUCAUUUAUGCAUCUAAAAAAAUGUUUUGUCCCCUUUUUUUACUGACUGUGCUAUUUUCUCUUCUGUGUGUGAUUUGGAAGCUCUUAUAACUUGCUUAGCCUCUUUCUGCCUAAUAUUAUAGAUCAUUUUGUCUUCCUCACUCUGGGUUUUUUUAUAAUUCCUAAAUGCUAACUUUUUGUUUUUAACUAUUUUGGCCACAUCUGCGGAGUACCACAGUGGUUUCUUGAAUUUUUGCUUUUACUGACAAGCCUAAUGCAAUUUUCUGUUGCCUUCAAUAGUGCAACUUUUAAAUAAUCCCAUUUCUCUUGGACUCCAUUUGAAUUGCUCCAGUCUGAUAAUGACUCCUCUACCCAUAUUCUAAUUUUAGAAAAGUCUGUUUUUCUAAAGUCUAAAACUUUUGUUUUUGUGUGGUGUGACUCAGUCACUGUUCUUAUAUUAAACCACACUGACUGAUCACUGGAUCCUAAACUUUCACCUACAGUAAUAUCUGAUACCAAAUCUCCAUUUGUUAACACUAAAUCUAGUAUGGCCUCUUUACCAGAUGGCUCCUCAAUGACUUCUUUUAUAUACAAUCCCAGUAGGGAGUUUAGAAUAUGUGUGCUCCUGGCACAAGCAGCUAUUUUGGUUUUCCAGUUCACAUCGGGAAGAUUAAAGUCACCCAUGAUGGUAACUUCCCCAUUCAUUCUCAUUUUAGCUAAUUCCUCAACUAGUAGUUGAGGAUUGAGAGGGAGUUCUGGAUAUACCACGCAAACAUCUAAGGGGAGUCACCCUAAGGCGAUCCUACUAUCUACAUCUUGUGAGUUUAACUUUGUUGGCGCAGUUGUAUUGUUCAUCUUCAGAGAAAGGGCAGUGUUUACAUUACAGCCUAGUGAUAACUCCACUGGCCACUCCUCAGAUGGCUACUACAGGUGCUUCCUAGGGCAGUGUUGCACCGUGAGCAGCAUUGACAUUCAGUGUCUCCACCCUCUGCUUGGAGACACUGAACUUUCCUAACAGAAAUGCAUUGAUUCAUUUCAUCUAUAUGAGGAGAUGCAGCUUGGCCUUUGGCUGGCUUGUGCUGGCUCUGCCUCUGAUCUGCUCCUUGACAGUCUCCAAUGGAAAGCAUUGCGAUUGGCUCAAAUCACCAGAUCUGAUGACAUCAGCCAAGCAGGCGGUUCAGGGGCAGAGCCAAUAGCAGCAGACUGUUAGGGGGCUUAGAUGGUGGUUUUAACAUUAUAGGGUCAGGAAUACAUGUUUGUGUUCCUGACCCUAGUGUUCUUUUAAAUUUCAAAUUUACUUUAAAUAACAGUGUAUGUGUCCUUGCAAAGGACUUCAAGAAGUAGUACUUCUGUAUUUGGCUACAUUAGACACAAUAGGCAGGCAUUACGAUGAAAACAAGAAUUUAAAACCCAAAGUGCCAUACAUGCAGAUACAGAAUUAUGGAAAAUUACCAGAAAGUAGUAACAAACCGCAAAUUAACAUUUGAUAUAGCAUUAUUUUAUUUUUUUGUGCAUUUCUAAUGUGUUUUUUAUUUAUAUAUAUAUAUAUAUUUUUUUUUUUUUUUAAAACCUCUUGAGACUGAGACACUACUUGAUCUCUGACACAAAUCAGGACAAUGGUUUCAUUUCUUUACUAAGUGUUAAAUUAAAUUUAUGAUUGGGACUUGAAGCCUUUAUCUUGUCCUCCAUUAUUGUAAAUUAAUGUUCAGUAUUUUCUACUUGUCUCGGCUGCCCUAGAAGUUUUAAACUCCCAUCUCACUUAAGUUAUAAAGAUGUCUGGCAAUAUAAUUUAAUAUGUAUUUAAAAGCAAAAACUUUGUUUCUAACCCCUACUAUUUGUAUUCCGUCAUAGGUGCUGCUGCUUUUUUAAAAGGAAAAGGAAGAACCACUCUCAGCGACACCACAAGUGAACUCCCAGAAUCCUGUGGGGAAGAAAUUGUGUGGGCUUGGCAUCUGCAGUGUCACGCUGUCAGUGACUCCAGGGCUUUGGGGGAGAGAAGACGUGGGUUCUAUUCCACAUAAAACCAGAGGGGAAUAAAGAAAAUGAAAUGUCAUCGACAUUAUCCUGAGGCCGACUCGUAAAUGGUUACUGAGACCAGGUGCAAUAACGUUUGGCCCUCUGUGUCCCAAGAGGAGAUUUAGGGCCUUUAACUCAGAACAGGGACUGGCAGGGUCCACCCCCUCCGAAUCAUUUCUGUUAUCUCCAUUGGUAACUGCUCUCUCACAUUUAUUGAAUGCAGCAAGUUUCCUUUCUCUCCUUUAUAGCCAUGGCCGGGAGUGUGGCAUCUCAUCUCCUCUAUCUCACCUUUUCAGUCAUGGUGGCUGUAAGGAUUAAAAAAAAAAAAACCUUGACUAUAUUAAGGGUUUUUUGUUUGUUUUAUUAUCCCUUGUUUUGUUUUUUUUUUUAAAUCCCAUUCCAAUUUUUCCCUCCUUUCUCGAUUAGAAAUAAACAUAGAGAAUUAAAGCAUUCCACGGUAGACGGGCCGCUUCCUGCAUGGGUAUAAUGCCUCACGGAGUCUGUGUUGCACUACUGGCUUUAAACUAAAUAUACCUUUUUUUUUUUCUAUGAAUUGUGUGCAUUCACUUGCUCUGCUGCACGAGUGAGACUUGGGCUCAGGAUCUGCAAUGAUAGAGCCAUGUCUCCUUGCUUAGCUUUAUGUAUACAACCCAUCCCACAGAUAAACGGAGUAUACAUAUAGUGUUGCUGCUUCAGGGGAAAAUGUAAAUUCAGAUAGAAAAUCUUUCAAGAACUGAAUACUACAGGAAUAUCUUUUUAUGCUUGAAUUCCUACUGUUGGUCUUGCAAUGUCAUAAUUUUAAUAGCCGCUGUCAAAUUUCACGUAUAUAUAUAUAUUUUCUUUUUCUGUUUUUAAAACUCCUGUUGUACAUCUUUCCUACAAAACACUACCUUGUGUUUUGUUUAAAUUGCUCUGGAGGGUAACGCUUGUUCCCUGUUUUAUAAGAUACACUGAGUUUCGCUACAGAAAACUGUGAAUACAUUGCCCAUUUUUAUAUUAAAUCUAUUUUUUUUCCCCCCCCACAAAUUGAAAUACGGUUUGCUAUAAAGCAGCUGAUUGGAUAAUAGUUUUUUUGGUGGUGUGGGCUGACUUCAGUUUUGUCACUCAUUGAUCAGUUUUAUUUAUUUUUAAAUGUUCAAUUGUAUCAAAAGAAAAAUGAGCGGUUUCAGAAUUCCGGAAUUGAGUUAACCACACAACUGAUUACCACCACACUGCCAAAAUUCCACCACUGGUGGUGUCUUCACACCAGCCAAUCAGAUUCUAGCACUGCACUCCUUUAAUAGUACAAGUGGUCCACUGCAUACCUGCCCUGUGUGUAGAGCCAGCCUUGUAUCUUAACCAUGCUUUGUUAAAAUGAUGAAAUGCUUAUCUGAUAUCAUGUACACUGAAAAUGGUUUAUCUGACUGUAUGAACUUCUUCUGAUUGCCGAAGAAGUAAUGCCCAAUGCACUGAAAGCCUGGGUUACCUCUAAAUGGAUUCCAAAAUGGAAGGUUUCCCUGCGGUAGUAUCCUAAUACUAGACCCCAGCUAUUGACAAACUACAAUAAACCUUUGCCUGGCACAAAAAUUCAGGUGUCUGGCAAUGGUUUGAGGAAAUUCUGAGCAAAGGGUCGAAGGUCCAGUAUUUAAAUAUCCCUGCACUACUGUUCCAGUGCCUUUUGUGUUUUGCUGUCCAGUCAUGUUCUCAAUCUUCCAGCUGCUGGAAAUAAAAAUGUUUGACAAGGACUUGCCUGCUAAAGAUUCACCUCUGGGUUUAGAGGUAAUCCCACCACUUCAGCUAAUGUUCAGUUAAUCUCCUCUUCUCCUUUGUUCCAUGCGGAUGGAUCACCCCUCAGGAAUCUUUCCACUUAACUGCAAUGUACAAAGACCACCAUUUUUUAACUUGUAAUUUGUUUUUGAAGGUAUAUUUAAUUUAGAGUAUUGCAUUGCACUGUAGCUAUAAGGGGAUAAUUUUUUUAUUUUAUUUUUUUGUUUGUUUUUUAAAGCUAAUGAAAUGUUGGGGAUUUUUUGUUUUGUUUCGUUUUUUUUUUCUUUCAAGAACUUUAAUAAAUGUUUGUCUGUUUAAUUUUGCUUGUGGUGAUCUAUGCUACACGAACACACCUGGUGAGGCCAUAAGUGGGAGUUACUGAAGUUGCUUAAAAUAAAUUGGAC
Molecule: messenger RNA, 72469 nt
Organism: Pelobates cultripes (western spadefoot toad)
Lineage: Eukaryota; Metazoa; Chordata; Amphibia; Anura; Pelobatidae
Source: the annotation of a GenBank genome assembly